This is a messenger RNA of Coregonus sp. 'balchen', 63434 nucleotides long. The record is from the annotation of a GenBank genome assembly. NCBI's taxonomy places the organism in Eukaryota, Metazoa, Chordata, Actinopteri, Salmoniformes, Salmonidae.
UAUGCCCUGGCAGACGAGGCUUACCGUUCCCUGAGGGACCAGGAUAAAGACCAGUGUAUCCUCAUCACAGGAGAGAGUGGAGCUGGAAAGACUGGUGAGACAAGUCCUCCAUCAAACAAAUGCAAUAGGCCCACCAUUUAAUGGGGAGUUAACACUUAGAUGAAUGUCAUCAAACACGCACUAUAAUGGGUUAACACACUUACGAGCAACACUAUUGAGGGUUCUAAAAUGUACCACACAAGCACAGGAGGUUGGUGGCACCUUAGUUGGGGAGAAUGGGCUCGUGUUAAUGAGCGGAAUAGGUGGAAUGGUAUAAAAUACAUGAAACACAUGGUUUCCAGGUGUUUGAUGCCAAUCCAUUUGCUCCAUUCCGGCCGUUAUUUUGAGCCGUUCUCCCCUCAGCAGCCUCCUGUGCACACAAGGUGCGUGCUCAGUCCCCUCCUGUACUCCCUGUUCACCCAUGACUGCAUGGCUAGGCACGACUCCAACACCAUAAUUAAGUUUGCCGACGACACAACAGUGGUAGGCCUGAUCACUGACAACGAUGAGACAGCCUAUAGGGAGGAGGUCAGAGACCUGGCCGUGUGGUGCCAGGAUAGCUCAGCUGGUAGAGCACGGCGCUUGUAACGCCAGGGUAGUGGGUUCGAUCCCCGGGACCACCCACACACAAAAAUGUAUGCACGCAUGACUGUAAGUCGCUUUGGAUAAAAGCGUCUGCUAAAUGGCAUAUUAUAUUAUUAUUAUAUAUUAUAACAACCUCUCCCUCAACGUGAUCAAGACAAAGGAGAGGAUUGUGGACUACAGGGAAAAAAAGAGGACUGAGCACGCCCCCAUUCUAAUCGAUGGGGCUGUAGUGGAACAGGUUGAGAGCUUCAAGUUCCUUGGUGUCCACAUCACCAACAAACUAUCAUGGUCCAAACACACCAAAGCAGUCGUGAAGAGGGCAGGACAAAGCCUAUUCCCCCACAGGAGACUGAAAAGAUUUGGCAUGGGUCCUCAGAUCCUCAAAAAGUUCUACAGCUGCACCAUUGAGAGCAUCCUGACUGGUUGCAUCACCGCCUGGUAUGUCAACUGCUCGGCCUCCGACUGAAAGGCACUACACAGGGUAGUGCGUACGGCCCAGUACAUCACUGGGGCCAAGCUUCCUGCCAUCCAGGACCUCUAUACCAGGCGGUGUCAGAGGAAGGCCCUAAAAAUUGUCAAAGACUCCAGCCACCUUAGUCAUAGACUGUUCUCUCUGCUACCGAAUGGCAAGCGGUACCGGAGCGCCAAGUCUAGGUCCAAAAGGCUUCUUAACAGCUUCUACCCCCAAGCCAAAAGACUCCUGAACAGCUAAUCAUGGCUACCCGGACUAUUUGCAUUGCCCCCCCACCCCAUCCAACCCCCUCUUUUACGCUGCUGCUACUCUGUUUAUCAUUUAUGCAUAGUCACUUUAACUCUACCCACAUGUACAUAUUACCUCGACUAACCGGUGCCCCUGUAAAUAGCCUCCCUACUGUUAUUUUAUUUUACUGCUGCUCUUUAAUUAUAUGCUAUUUUCAAUUUUUUACUUAUCAAUUUUUUACUUAACACUUUAUUUUUUAAUUUUUUAUUGUUGGUUAAGGGCUUGUAAGUAAGCAUUUCACUGUAAGGUCUACACCUGUUGUAUUCGGCGCAUGUGGCAAAUGAAAUUUGAUUCGAUUUGAGGUAGCCUACAAACAAUAGGCCCAUUAUAUUUUGAGCUCACAUUUGUGAGGAAUCAACUGUAUUAGUAAAAUAUUCUGGACAAAGCAUAGUUCAAUGUAAAAGUUAUUUUGCCAUUGCAGUACAUCAAUUCUAUUGUUGUAUUGUAACACUGUUACAAAAUAGCAUAUCAAUACAUAGACGUUUACAACACGUGGCCCCGUGUAGCUCAGUUGGUAGAGCAUUGCGCUUGCAACGCCAGGGUUGUGGGUUCGAUUCCCAUGGGGGGCCAGGGGGGCCAGUAUGAAGAUGUAUGCACUCACUAUCACUAACUGUAAGUCACUCUGGAUAAGAGUCUCUGCUAAAUGACUAAAAUGUCAAAUGUAAAUCUUUCGAAUGUACCACACAAGGGUUAAGUGAUCUUGAGACUUCUAGAUAAGUCCUGUAGGCCUGUGUUUUGUUUUCAGUGUUCUAGAACAUUCUGUUCUGUCUGUAGAACUUGUAGCUGAGGGAAACUCAAUGAUGGGGGCAUGCAGGCAGACAGCAGUAGCCACAAGAACAGUAGGAUUUAGAUUAGAGUUAGAUAAACCUACGGCCUACCAGACCAGGGCUGGGACUGGGAUUUGUUUUGGGAAAGCAUAAGUCAGGUUUGUACCUGAAAUGGCAGAUGCAACGUAAAUGUGACCGACUCAAACUUAUGUAGCAACAUUUGAAAUUGUUUUUUACAUUGGAUGAAAGUAGAGACUCAGAGCUAGAAAAUGGUAUAUCAUAUUUUUUAUCAUAUCAUUUGAAGAAAAAUGGGAAAGUAAUUCUGCUUUGAAAGUUGGUAAACUUGUAACCCCACUUUUGAGAAAUGGCCCUUGAAUGUUUUGGUACACCUACUGGAGAGCUCUUCUUUGUCUACACCCAUUCAGCAUAGUUCACACCCUCUUAAGCCUUAUCCCCAUCUCUUUAAGGAUUCACAUGUGAGGCCAUUUUCUAAACAGAGUGAUUUAGUUUAGUAAACAACCAAAGAUUUCAAGACUAAAAGUUGUGAAAGUAGUAGCCUAAAAUAAGGAAAAACUCCAGGCAAAAAUACACUUUAUAUAGUCCUUGGCCUAUAUCCUAAUCUGACUUUGGUGCAGGUCAUGUUGUUUUUCACAUUACCUUCUCUGGUAAAGGCACACUAUAUCAAAUAAAAUAAAAAGUUUUGAUACAGAAGGUGCAUAUAUCAAAACAGAAAGUGUCCAGAUAAAGAUAUUUAAUAAUUAUUAGUUAUUGGCUAACUUGAUGGGUCAUGUAUGUUUUGUUUAGACAUGCAGUCUUUGUCAUUCGUUUAGACAUGUAGAUAGCUAGCUAGCUAGCUAAAUAAUGAACCGGCAUAAUCCCAACUCAUACUACUACCGACCAAUACAAACAUUGUCGUAGCUUCAGGUUCAAUGUUAGCUAGCUAAUAUUAGACUAUAACGAAGAAUGCAAAUGAUUUUCUGAUUCAAAUAAUAUUACUACACAGAUCAUACACAUAACAUUAGCUAGCGAGCCAGCAAGCUAACGUUUGCUAGCUAGCUAACAGUACGCUUGAACUUGCAAUGAAAACGACUUUCUGACAAAAUUAGAAACUUAGAAUAUCUGAAAAUGUAGCUAGACUCUUUCACGUAUACAUGGAUGAACGCUUCACGGCAGACUGGAACCAUUUAACUCCGUUUUGUUUGGCCAGUGUUGUGUCAAGUCACUCCGGUUAAACACUGACCGUGGUGUGUGCAGAAAGUAGCAAAUCCUUUUUUUUCCAACUGAUCUGUCGAUAGCGCCUGCUAAAUUCAGGGCAUCAAUGUUGUUGAGAAAAGUAGCAAAACUUUUGUAGUUCUCGAUGGCUAACUUUAUAUAUUUUUUUUAAUGGCGCGGUAGAAGGUACUAUCAACACAUACUGAGCAGCUCACGUUAUAAACAGAAGCGUGCUAAAUGGCAGACCAAUCCAUACUCAUCUCCCAGCAUGUCCAGCCCAACCAUUAUCUCAGCCAAUCAUGGCUAGCGGGAAGGUUCCUGUCUUUUUCCGUGGCUAAACCAACUAGGCUCGUAAUUUAACAAUUUUAUUUGUAUUUACGGAUGGAAUACAAGUUGGUUAUUAAGGCACAUGUUCACAUGUUCCAGAAGCCAUUUCUGCCCAAAAAAAUGCCUCUCCUGUGAAGUAGUGACGUGCGACAUAUGCCUAGUUUCCUGAAACGAGUCACAAAUGUACAUGCAGGCAUAGCAAAACAAUGCAGUGUAAAGACAAAGGGACUGACUUAUGGAAACAAACUCUGACAAUAAAAUUAAAGUCAGACAAAACCAUAUAAACAGUGACAACUCUUUAAAUACACCUCCAUUAUUUAUGUUUUGUCAUGGUGUGCUGUCAACUUGUAUAAAAAUCUAUGUUUUAAUCUUGGAAUGUGUUCUAUAGGUAAAGAUUAACUGUAAGAAAUCACACAUGCUACACAGAAUCAUGGAAGAAUGGUAUUUGCUGGCUAGUUAUAUACUUUGGCACAUGUGAUUCCCAGGUGCUGGCCAUAUUGAAUUGGCAGGGAAGUCUCCAUGCUCCCUAUACAGUGAGGGGAAAAAAGUAUUUGAUCCCCUGCUGAUUUUGUACGUUUGCCCACUGACAAAGACAUGAUCAGUCUAUAAUUGUAAUUGUAGGUUUAUGUGAACAGUGAGAGACAGAAAAAAAUCCAGAAAAAUGCAUGUCAAAAAUGUUAUAAAUUGAUUUGCAUUUUAAUGAGGGAAAUAAGUAUUUGACCCCUCUGCAAAACAGUACUUGGUGGCAAAACCCUUGUUGGCAAUCACAGAGGUCAGACGUUUCUUGUAGUUGGCCACCAGGUUUGCACACAUCUCAGGAGGGAUUUUGUCCCACUCCGCUUUGCAUAUCUUCUCCAAGUCAUUAAGGUUUCGAGGCUGACGUUUGGCAGCCUCGAAACUCCCUCCACAGAUUUUCUAUGGGAUUAAGGUCUGGAGACUGGCUAGGCCACUCCAGGACCUUAAUGUGCUUCUUCUUGAGCCACUCCUUUGUUGCCUUGGCCGUGUGUUUUGGGUCAUUGUCAUGCUGGAAUAACCAUCCACGACCCAUUUUCAAUGCCCUGGCUGAGGGAAGGAGGUUCUCACCCAAGAUUUGACGGUACAUGGCCCCGUCCAUUGUCCCUUUGAUGCAGUGAAGUUGUCCUGUCCCCUUAGCAGAAAAACACCCCCAAAGCAUAAUGUUUCCACCUCCAUGUUUGAUGGUGGGGAUGGUGUUCUUAGGGUCAUAGGCAGCAUUCCUCCUCCUCCAAACACGGCGAGUUGAGUUGAUGCCAAAGAGCUCCAUUUUGGUCUCAUCUGACCACAACACUUUCACCCAGUUCUCCUCUGAAUCAUUCAGAUGUUCAUUGGCAAACUUCAGACGGCCCUGUAUAUGUGCUUUCUUGAGCAGGGGGACCUUGCGGGCGCUGCAGGAUUUCAGUCCUUCACGGCGUAGUGUGUUACCAAUUGUUUUCUUGGUGACUAUGGUCCCAGCUGCCUUGAGAUCAUUGACAAUAUCCUCCCAUGUAGUUCUGGGCUGAUUCCUCACCGUUCUCAUGAUCAUUUCAACUCCACGAGGUGAGAUCUUGCAUGGAGCCCCAGGCCGAGGGAGAUUGACAGUUAUUUUGUGUUUCUUCCAUUUGCGAAUAAUCGCACCAACUGUUGUCACCUUCUCACCAAGCUGCUUGGCGAUGGUCUUGUUAGCCCAUUCCAGCCUUGUGUAGGUCUACAAUCUUGUCCCUGACAUCCUUGGAGAGCUCUUUGGUCUUGGCCAUGGUGGAGAGUUUGGAAUCGGAUUGAUUGAUUGCUUCUGUGGACAGGUGUCUUUUAUACAGGUAACAAGGUGAGAUUAGGAGCACUCCCUUUAAGAGUGUGCACCUAAUCUCAGCUCGUUACCUGUUUAAAAGACACCUGGGAGCCAGAAAUCUUUCUGAUUGAUAGGGGGUCAAAAACGUAUUUCCCUCAUUUAAAAUGCAAAUCAAUUUAUAACAUUAUUGACAUGCGUUUUUCUGGAUUUUGUUGUUUGUAUUCUGUCUCUUACUGUUCAAAUAAACCUACCAUUAAAAUUAUAGACUGAUAAUUUCUUUGUCAGUGGGCAAACGUACAAAAUCAACAGGGGAUCAAAUACUUUUUUCCCUCACUGUAUAUGACGAUAUCACCAUCACACCCUCUGACAUCAGUUAAAAUGAAAGCUUCUCUUCAUUUUCUUUGGUAGUUUUGUGUUACAUCACUUACCAAAGCUAUCAGAAGCCAACUUCACAUAACAUUGUGGUCUACUGUUCCUCUUUUUAUCAGUUUCAUUCUUCUCUGCCUCUAACCAAACUGUUUCUAAUUUCUGGUAUAAUAACACAAGACUGUCGGAGGGACUUUCAUUCGAUAGUACAGUGCUCUGGGUGACGUGGCUUUGAAAAUCUGACAUGAUAAAACCAGGACUUAUGUUUAUAAAAAAAAGUUUCAUACCAAUUAUCUUUUAGCUGUUAGAAGCCCCAUUUGUGCUAUCCGUUUGUGUUGGAAUUAAUAGAAUAAUAUAAUUCUCAGUGGUUCUAACUGUUCUAUUAUUACAAUUCUUCUGCUGGCGUGGCACUUCUCAUCUGGAGUCCUGGAGGCUAGAGUCAAACUGCAGUACACGUGCCUGCCAGGUGAAGAGUGGGCUACUGGGUGAUUUACGCACAUGUUGUCAAUCCAUUUGACUCUCCAUUUGGUUCCCAUUAAACUCUCUACAAGUGGCCUUCAUCUCACUAAAGGAGAGACAGAAAUACAUUGAUGUUUAUACCAGCAGAUAUCCCACAGCCCUGAAACCGUUCUGUGGUUAACUGGUGCUUUGAUUACAAGGCCUUGGAUUAUCUGUCACUGCAAGGCCAAUGUUAACAUCCUAAUUACUUUGAUACAGAACAUUAAUGUUAGUCAAGUGGUGUGACAUUGUUCAACAUCAUUAAUUGGUCACCUUAGCAAUGACACAGAGGUCACAGAGUUCACUAUUGUUUUUAUAUAACUCCUUUUCUCCCUCAAAUGCAAAACAAACUAUUUUUAGUCUAAUGAAGUCAAGUGCAGCCACGUAGCUUUCUACAAUCUGCUGACAACAGUGUACAGUACAUUACAACCACACCAUUUGUUUUUGUGUCUUUCUUCCUACUUUUGUCAGUGUGGGCGGGGGCAGAGGGUUUCUACAGUAAAUACUGGCAUUUCUGUGUGCCAACUGCUGAUGUGUUUCAAGUCCCAAUCCAGGAAAUGAAUCAGCAAAUCCAGGGCAAUGAGAUGAGUUAGGAUUUUGGGUAAUCCCUCAUAAUUUUUUGUAGGUUUACAGGGGGUAGAUGAGGCUGAUGAAAAUGGGUCUGGGUUUGUCGGUUUGGGGUGACUGGGGUCACACAGUGUUACCCUAAAUACAUUAGUCCAAUUCAUUAUGGAGUCAUCUUGUGAAGACAUGGUAAUCUUUUACUUGCUAAGGUGUUUUUCAGAGGAGGACUAAUUUAUUUAUCUUACUGCCUUGAGUGCAGUGCCUGACAGGAGUGUUUCAGUGCAUUUGUUUCUGACCAUACUGAGCGUCAUCAAUUUAAUACUUCUGCAAAUCUAAACUUGCAUACCUGACCUCAAACAUACAUUUCUGCAGAUUUGAAUGGUUGAAGAGUCCCACUAACAAGUAGUUCCUUAGAAGUCCAAUAUGGAUGGUAUUAAGAGAUACAGUUGAAGUCGGAAGUUUACAUACACUAAGUUGACUGUGCCUUUAAACAGCUUGGAAAAUUCCAGAAAAUGAUAUCAUGGCUUUAGAAGCUUCUGAUAGGCUAAUUGACAUCAUUUGAGUCAAUUGGAGGUGUACCUGUGGAUGUAUUUCAAGGCCUACCUUCAAACAAAGUGCCUCUUUGCUUGACAUCAUGGGAAAAUCAAAAGAAAUCAGCCAAGACCUCAGAAUAUUGCAAAUCAAUCCCAGAACAACAGCAAAGGACCUUGUGAAGAUGCUGGAGGAAAAAGGUACAAAAGUAUCUAUAUCCACAGUAAAACGAGUCCUAUAUCGACAUAACCUGAAAGGUCGCUCAGCAAGGAAGAAGCCACUGCUCCAAAACUGCAACUGCACAUGGGGACAAAGAUCGUACUUUUUGGAGAAAUGUCCUCUGGUCUGAUGAAACAAAAAUAGAACUGUUUGGCCAUAAUGACCAUUAUGUUUGGAGGAAAAAGGGGGUGGCUUGCAAGCCGAAGAACACCAUCCCAACCGUAAAGCACGGGGGUGGCAGCAUCAUGCUGUGGGGGUGCUUUGCUGCAGGAGGGACUGGUGCACUUCACAAAAUAGAUGGCAUCAUGAGGAAGGAAAAUUAUGUGGAUAUAUUGAAGCAACAUCUCAAGACUUCAGUCAGGAAGAUCUGAUAUGUGUGAGAUAGUAAAUAAAUGGAUGAUUGAUUAAAAAGUAGUCACUGAUUGUGUCAGACAAUACCUUUAUGAUCUAGGGAGUGCCUCAGCAUGUUUAGUUAUGAUGGUUAUAAAUAGUUACAAAUCAGAAACAAUCUCCUUUUGAUCUUACUUUAUACCUUUUUGAUAUUGCACAACAUGAUAUAGAGGACUGUUGGCUUACUCACUGUAAGGUUUGUUACUGAUACUAUACUCUGUCAGGGGUAUUCAACUCUUAACCUACAAGGUCCGGAGCCUGCUGGUUUUCUGUUCUACCUGACAAUUAAUUGCACACACCUGAUAAAUCAGUCCCUGAUUAGAGGGGAACAAUGAAGAAAAGCAGUGGAACUGGCUUCGAGGUCCAGAUUUGAGUUUGAGGGCUCUAUGUUGUGCAAUUAUUGUAUGUCAUUUCUAGGAUCCCUCAACUCUUGUGCUGAUUUCCUGCUUUCCCCCUACCCGCUCUCUCCUAACAAUCUAUAUCUAGGGGUCAAAGGCCCUCUUAAGAUUUCCUCUCUGCUUUUGUUUCUCUAUUUUUGGUUUCUGGGUCACAGUCAGCUCCAGACCGUUAGUCAUCUCAUCGACUAGGGCUAGGGAUGUUCUGGAGUCUGGACAGAACAUUACACUAAUACUACAAACCAUGUAACGUUUAGCAUAAUGAUUUCUGUGCUGAGAAGAGGAUGAUUCGGGAGCAUUUCAUAUUCAUAUCAAUGCACAUAAACUCAUAAAGGCGCACAGAUUCUAACCCCAGCUUUUAAAAGGCUGGAUCUGGGUACAUGUUCUCAACAAGUUCUCAUAUAUAAUGUGUCUCUAGGUGUCCAGUGUCUAGUGAGGUCAGGACUAUUAUUGAUUAUGAUUACUGUAAUAAUCAAUCUAAUAAUGAACACCAUCCAAGUAAACAAGAUGGUUGGUGGUUAUGGAGUGUGUGAACAGUGGAGAGGGACCCCAGAGAGGGUACACACCCUGUUUCUGUAGAGGCCGCUGGGGGGUGAUGUAAGGGGGAUUCUGGGGUGAGGCUAGGGUUGGCGUAAUGGAGGACUUUGGGGUUUGGGAGUGUGGUGUGUGGAGGGGCUCUUGCCUCAGCCCUGUCUAGAUCUAGAUGAGAAUGACCUUUAACCCUGUCUUUCUCUCUGUCUGUUCCUGUUCCAGAGGCCAGUAAGCUGGUGAUGUCAUAUGUGGCGGCGGUGUGUGGGAAGGGCCAGGAGGUGAACAAGGUGAAGGAGCAGCUGCUGCAGUCCAAUCCCGUGUUGGAGGGUGAGUGUUCUAACCCCACCCACCUUUCGCUCUUUCCCAUGCAAGUUCAGAAUAGGAGGGGCUUAUAUAUGCGAGUGGAAGUGGCUCCCAUGCUUCAGGUUCAGAGUGGGAUGGGGCUCAACUAGAAUGGCCGAGGCAUCAGGGACACACCCACUUUAACACACAGAUAGUUUUGCUUUUUUUCUCGUACCGGUCUCUUUCUCACACACGUCAUUUUUUAUUUUUUUAUUUAACCUUUAUUUAACUAGGCAAGUCAGUUAAGAACAAAUUCUUAUUUACAAUGACGGCCUACACCAACCAAACCCGGACGAUGCUGGGCCAAUUGUGCGCAGCCCUAUGGGACUCCCAAACACGGCCGGUUGUGAUACAGCCUGGAAUCGAACCAGGGUGUCUGUAGUGACGCCUCAAACACUGAGAUGCAGUGCCUUAGACCGCUGCACCACUCAGGAGCCAAAGACAGCAGUGUUUUAAUUGGAGAUCUGUAGUCAGGAAAUGCUCAUGAAUGAUGAAGCCAGCCUAUCGGUGCCUAGUACUUAGCUGCUGUACUAUAGAGCCAGGCCCAGAACACACUCAGUAAGAGUAUAGCAGCUACAGGCUGUAAUGACCCCUAGGUACACAGAGAGCGAGAGAGAGAGUGGGUGGGAGAGAGAGCGGGAGAGAUUGGGAGGGAGGGAGGGAGGGAGGGCGGGUGGGAGAGGGAGCACGAGAGGGAGGGAGGGAGGGCGGGUGGGAGAGGGAGCAUGAGAGGGAGCGAUGGGAAGAGAAAUCCUGCUCCACAAGGCUCUUGUCUUUUAGGCUCAGGCUCCCAAUGUACCUGUUUUUGAAAACACCACAGACAUAGACUUGCUGUAGUUAGCAAUGAUUAACUUAAUCAACACUCCUUAAUUAGGUGGCCGAUUUAAGUACUUUACAACCCCACAGUGCUGUGUUGAACGACAAAUGAAUGCUGUUUAGUGUAAAAUGUGAGUUUUGGAGGUAGGAAGAGAACACUAAUAAUAUAGUUUUAAUGUAGUUGGUGCUCCCACAAAUUUCAGCCUGCUUAAAGGAGUGUACUUAAUGUGCAAUUUUGUACUUUCUUUGUUCAGGGUCUUUUCUUGUAUGGUCAUUGUGUUAAGAAAUGUGUGUUGAACUAUGAAAUACUGCAAACUUAUAAUUGAUGGUCUCUGGUCAUUUUCAUCAUUUUGUACUAUGUGUAGUGCACAGUUCACACACAACCACUGACUUAAAUGUAGCGAGACUGCUAUGUUGAGCCUUAUGCUUUGAAAGCCUCCGAGCUUUGUUUUAAUCCAGACCCUCAAUAACAUAAUGGGACUGAUUAGACAUCAGACCAAAAGGCUUUGUGACCAUCUAGGUGUUGCAUGAUUGACAGAUAAGUGAGGACUAGGUAGAAUAUGAUCAGCUUUUACAGGUUCGACAGACACUGUUAAGUAGAUUUGAUGAACUGAGCACCAACUAAGCCAUCAGUAUGUAUGUGUUAGUUAGUGCCUAUGAUUUAGCAGAGAAAGUGAUGCUUGCUUGAUGAUAACCUUUCACUUACUUGAAGUAAUACAGACUUAUGGUCUAUCAAAAUGUAAAAUAUACUGAGUUUGGUUGCCCUGUCUACCUGACUGAUACUCAUGUUGAAAUGUUUCUUUUCAGCUUUUGGGAAUGCUAAAACUGUGAGAAAUGACAACUCAUCCCGAUUUGUAAGUAUCAUCUUUUCUUUGUUGCCCUAACACUAACACUGAAGUCUGUGGGUGCUUUGAUGGUCUGAUCCUCCAAUAAGAAUCAGUGUUUGGUGAUCUCCUCCACUGAAGCUGUGUUUACUUUAGAUUAAACACAGGUGGACCUUUGAUCUUGACAUCACCACAGGCAAACAAACCCUCACCCCUUCUCUCUUUUAUCUCUUUUUCUCUCCCAUUUCUCUCAUAUCACUCUUUCUCCCCUAGUUCCUCCCUCAUGUUCUCCCUAUGUAUAGCUUGCAAUUGGCUCUCUCUGCAGACCCUGACUUAAGACCAAGCCGUUACAGUUACAGCAUAGAGGCAGCCCAGGAUAGAAGUGAAACCCAAGUCAUCAUAACGUUUUUUGGCAACUAUCACCAAAUGUCUGCCGAUGGCCCCUGCCAAGAUCGCUUUAGUGUUUGGGAAACUGCUCUUUUCUCCAGAAACCACUACCUCUGGUGUCAUGUAAUGUUUUCCUACAGUGACAUGGCUCUUAAAGCACUAAAUAUAUCAACUUAUUCCACUCCCACAUGGCACAGGCGCCAGUACGGUGCUGCUUUGUACAGUUAAAGAUUACAUCACAUCAUGCAAAACAGCUUGUGUCUCAGGCCUCGCUCGGCUGGUGUGGAGACGGUAUCGACGAUACGAUCGUCAGCCAAUGGGAUGGUUAGGUUUACGGUAACUGUGUUACUGUGACCUCUGACCUUUUGACUAUUGGCCAACUGCCCCUGCGGAACUAACAUACUUGGAGACCUACACUACCUCUCCUCCAAUAUGACUUAUGCACAGUGAGCAUUCUGGUGCAAACAUGGCUCCUGCAGCAUAUUGGAGCUUUAGGAAACUGACUGACGCUUUGACAAAUGGAGAUAACAUCAGCAGAGUGGUGAUGCAACCACUAUCUUACUCUGUUUAGGUUUUUUGUCUGGCAGACUAAUCUAGGAAAUCGUUUCAUUUCCAGAUGCUGGAGAUAUUAAAUGAGACGUCCCGUUUUGGACCGCAGUACGUUUUUGCAGUCUUUUUAUUUCUCACGCUUCCUCGCUGGCUGGCUGGCUGUGUUUUCCAGAGGGGCCCAUUGGCAGCCAGCAGCUGCCUGUUUUAGAUUGUAGAUUCCACUGUUUCCGAUGUCACCACAUUACUGCAGGCUUCCCCAAUCAGACUGGAAACACACUGACUGACUGAAUCAUAUCCCACCCUGCCUCGGGCUAACCAGUCUUCACUUAAUGCCUGUUUAUUUAUCUAACCUUUAUUUAACCAGGCAGGUCAGUUAAGAACACAUUCUUAUUCACAAUGAUGACCUAAUGUCUAGGGCACUGGUCAGGUCACGUUGUCAGGACAAAACCAAAACUCACAGGCCCUUGUCAUGUACCAUUGUUAUUUUAACUAAUAUCCCACGAUAUUAGUUAGUUAGUUUAGUCUGGUGUUCAAGUGCUCCGUGUACCAUACUAUUCAACCUCUGUGGCUUUCAUAAAGUUGUGCAACUCACUCACCCACCAAAGUUAGUGUAGCUACCUACCUGUCCCUAGCCUGUGCUCAGGUUUAGGAUAUCAUAGCAGGGGAAUUAUUUAGGAUUAUGCCUGAUCUGUUUAUAUUUAGGUAACCUUGGUAUAAACCACUGAAUGAGCACCUCCUGCUUGUUCCACUGAAUGCCAUUUAGUUCUAACUCAUCUCCUCAGGACGAGGACAGAUUGUUUGAUCUGUUUCUUCCCCCUGCAGAGAGACUGGGGAUGUUGUUGAAUCUGGCAGCGGCCAUUGCCAGUUUAAGCUACGGCUUAAAAACAAAGCUGUCAGUUAUAAAUAAAAGGAAGACAUAUCAAAUGGCUGCGAAGACACUGGGCCCAGUGUUCUUCUAACCCACAUUUUAAACAGAACAGAGAGGGUGAGCGAAGCAAGCUGGUUUGUUUUACUCUCCUUUCAAAUGGGAGAAGAAAAAAGUAAUUUCCUUCACUUCACAGUAGUCAGUUUCUUCACAGCAAACCUAUGUGUGAUUGGCAGCUGACUUUAUGAACACGUCCAGUGCCUGGAGACAAAAUUACUUCUUCAAAAUGAGUUUGGAGAGAAACCCUUUUCUCCUUUCGAUUCCCUCUCGUAACGUAAAGCUCAUAUUUCAGUGAGGUUUGCUGUGAUCCCUGCCUGUGCUUGUGCACGCUUCCUAUUGCAUUUUUAAAGCUACUGCCUGGGAUCUGGGAAUGUGUUCAAUGGCCAUUUCAAUUAUUAAUAUUUACCCAUUGAUUCCUAAACAAUAUAACUUAAAUGCAUCCAGGGCUUGUGCUGAGUUUGCUACAAAGCAACCUAACUUUGCCACCUUAUUAUAAGCCCUGGGCCCGACUCAUCCUAUUCCUCCUGUUUUAUCUGUUUAUCUCUUGUUUUGGCUGCCUGGAAAACCGCUUCAUUGCUAAAAGAAAACAACAUAGAUUUGCCUCUGAGACAAGCUAGUUGUUGUUUUAUUUACCCAAUAACAUGCUGAUAUGUUAGUGUGGUGUCAGGGAGUUCUAAUCACUGUGUUCUCUCUUCUCUACAGGGGAAAUACAUGGACAUUGAGUUUGACUUCAAAGGAGACCCUCUGGGUGGAGUUAUUAGCAACUGUGAGUAUUAUAAGGAAGACGCGCACACACACACACUUCAUGCUUAAAUAACCACAUGCUAAGCUCUCCUACACCCAUCUAGCCCUCUCACAUGUCACUGCGGUGAGCAUGGUAGCGAUAGUGUAGCCCUCCCACUGUUAUAGCCCACUGACACAGUUAGCUCAAUUAAACCCCCCAGUCAGUCAGUCAUCCUACCAUGGUAAUGGUUUGUCACACACACUGGGCGAGGGACAGGAUCUGGAUGAGGGAGAGGACCAGGGACAGUGAGAGGGCCAGGGACAGGGUGAGGGCCAUGAAGAAGGGGCGAGAGGGCCAGGGACAGAGAGGGUGGGAGGGAGGGAGAGGGAGUCGAGCACUUCAACACAUGCUGUCCCUGCACGCCCGGUCGGUCGGCUCACCAAAGAGAGAGGGAGAUCAAUAUUACACUGUUUGUUUUCAGUCAAUGGAGGGUCAGUGACACACGGGAACUAGAUGGGGAAAAAACAAACUAAAACAACCUGAACAGUUGCCAAACAGUGACUACUUUCUGACUGCAGUACCUCGUAUUGUGCCUCGUAUCAACCGCUUUGUUAUUGUUUUGUCCUGUCUCAUGUUCAUAUUGUUUUGUCUAGUCUGAAGAGAUUCAGCCAUGAGGUCACGGGAAACAAAGAUCGGGUUGAUCUCUGUCACAGAUAGUCGUCUGUCCUUUCUGUCUGUUGGGAGAGGAGAGCUCAUGGAGACUGCCCAGUACCUUCAUAGGUUUAUGAUGGAGAGAGGGAGACUGAGGGCCAUGUGACUCUAUGGAGCAAUGGUAUAUAACAGAAAGAGGGGGAUGGAUGGAAGUUAGUGAUGUGCUGGUUGACUCAUAACCGGACGUUUUUAGAGUCAUAUAAAUAUUGUGUGGCUGAAGGGCGGGUUGAAUAAAGAUAAACAAUACCUUAAAAACUCCAUAAAUGUAUAAUUAUUGUGCAAUUUAAAUAGGCUACAAUUAGGUUUUUCUUUCAUUAUUUUAGACUAUCUGGUUUUACUGCAUAAGCUUAAACUUUAGUUUAACUACACAGCCAAUCGCCAGAUAAUGCUUUUGGGAACGGGCAGAAAAAGUUAACGUCAAUCCACAGAGGCAAAAAGGACAUUACCGAAGUUUAAUUCAAUAAGACAAUAGCUGCGAAAGGAGAGUUGAAAAUAAAGAGAAGGGAGGGCCAGAAAAGUAAUGUUUGGAAAAUAUUUGGUGAAGUGGUAAAAGAGGAUGAUAGCUGUGCCGGCUAUGUUAUGUGUGAUGAUUGUGAGGCUCUAUUCAAAUUCAACAGUCACAAGACGGGACUUCAAAUAGGCCUAUGGCAUGUCAAGGGAACUGUAGCCUACUGUUUAGAUGGGUUAAAUGGAAAAUGAAAUCUGGACAUUGACUAACCAGAAUAACCUACUGUUUUUUGGCAAACUCCAAUGUCCUCUGAUAAUACUAGUCCCGUGCGAAUCGACAUCCCUGUGUUUUGAGAGAAAUGUCUGAGUUUGACAGGUUGCUCAUCCACCUCUGGCCUGCUGGUCCCCCUACUUCUGCGGAAGCACAGUUCCCGCUCAGCCCAAUCAAAACUGUUCGCUGCUCUGGCACCCCAAUGGUGGAACAAGCUCCCUCACGACGCCAGGACAGCGGAGUCACUCACCACCUUCCGGAGACACUUGAAACCCCACCUCUUUAAGGAAUACCUGGGAUAGGAUAAAGUAAUCCUUCUACCCCCCCUUACCCCACCACAAAGAAAGGAGAAAAAUAUAUAUAUAUAUAUAUAUAUAUAUAUUGUAAAGUGGUUAUCCAAAGUGGCUAUAAGGUGAAUGCACCAAUUUGUAAGACGCUCUGGAUAAGAGCGUCUGCUAAAUGACGUAAAUGUAAAAAAUGUAAAUGUUUGAACAAGAAAACAAUAACUGAUUCGAUAAAUUGAACGAAGUGCUGCGCAUAGCCUAUAUAUGAAGGGCCUACAUGUAUCGACUUUCACAGUGAAUGCUUUUGUUUAUACGUUUUGUGCGAAUUAAUUGAAUAUCGCCAAAUGCAUCAUACAAAAUAUUGCGCAUAUUUAAUGCAACCAUUGCUGUUAAUAGAGCACAAAGGAGUAUACAACUGAGCUAAACAUUUGGAACAUCCAUAGCCUAAAAAUGCAUAUCAAGUGCAAGUUAACAGUUUAGCUCACAUCUGAAGGCUGGGGGGCUAGGAUGUCUUCUACUGCGGAUCGCUAAAAUAUCCGAAUGAUUAUGAUCACACUUCCUCAAUUCAAAUAUUAUGGCGACAAUAUACCAAAGAUGGUUUGGUAUGGUUUAGAAACUUGGGAAUCAAGCUCGAGUUAUCAGUUUAGCCUGUUAUCACCUGGACUUGUUGAAAUAUCUUCAUGCCUAGAAAAAGAACUCCAGGCUUCUGUCAUAACUGUCAAUUUAUAGAAAAAAUAAGAAAUAAUUACGAAUCGUCCUCUGGAAUAACGGAUAUUCUGUGGUAAUAAAUACAUAACCAGCGUGCUCUAGUAAUACUAGUCCUGUGCGAAUAGUGCUAUAUCCUUAAUAAUAACUCCUGCAGCAUUUCUUGCAGUAAAAUUAUACACCAAAUAUUGGCAAAAUAUGGACUUGGGAACAGGAGUGAAGAAAUAUUAUUUAUUUGUUUCUGCAUCUUGAGAGAAUACAAUGCUCAGUUAGAAUACCAUCUUUAGAGGUGCUGUCUUCAUCAUAAAAGCUGAUUAUGUAUUUCAACCACAUAAAAUAUGCAUCGAAGCCGAACUGAAAUCUUAUCAGAAACACGUUGGGUCAUUUUCACAGCUUUCUUUUUCCUUACAACCGGUCAAACUGAUGUCAUUUGGACAUUUUGCACAGAACAUCUUUCCAGUUUUUUGUUGUUGUUGUUGCUUUAUUGUAUUUUCUCCCCAUUCCCUAAACGUCUUUGCUCCGCGAAAGAUGACAGAGAACUUUAUUGAUGUCAACUAGAUAGAAGCAUUCAUUCUAUCGAUCUAUUACAUUAUUCUGUUGAGCAAGGGUUUAUUUAGUCUCCUAGGGCAACAUAUAAUGACAAAAGAGAAGCUACAUGUAUCUAACUAUAGACAAGUUGACUAACAAAUAGCCUACCAAAAUGUCGGAAAUUAUAAGCAGAAGCAUACACUACAUGGCCAAAAGUAUGUGGACACCUGCUCGUCAAACAUCUCAUUCCAAAAUCAUGGGCAUUAAUAUGGAGUUGGUCCCCCCUUUGCUGCAAUAACAGCCUCCACUCUUCUGGGAAGGCUUUCCACUAGAUGUUAGAACAUUGCUGCGGGGACUUGCUUCCAUUCAGCCACAAGAACAUUAGUGAGGUCGGCACUGAUGUUGGCCUGGCAUAGGCCUGGCUCGCAGUCGGCGUUCCAAUUCAUCCCAAAGGUGUUUGAUGGGGUUGAGGUCAGGGUUCUGUGCAGGCCAGUCAAGUUCUCCCACACUGAUCUCGACAAACCAUUUAUGUAUGGACCUCACUUUGUGCACGGGGGCAUUGUCAUGCUGAAACAGGAAAGGGCCUUCCCCAAACUGUUGCCACAAAGUUGGCAGCACAGAAUUGUCUAGAAUGUCCUUGUAUGCUGUAGCGUUAAGAUUUCCCUUCACUGGAGCUAAGGGGCCUAGCCCGAACCAUGAAAAACAGCCUCAGACCAUUAUUCCUCCUCCACCAAACUUUACAGUUGGCACUAUGGAUUGGGGCAGGUAGCGUUCUCCUGGCAUCCGCCAAAACCAGAUUAGUCCGUCGGACUGCCAGAUGGGGAAGCGUGAUUCAUCACUCCAGAGAACGCGUUUCCACUGCUCCAGAAUCCAAUGGAUGCAGGCUUUACACCACUCCAGCUGACGCUUGGCAUUGCGCAUGGUGAUCUUAGGCUUGUGUGCGGCUGCUCGGCCAUGGAAACCAAUUUCAUGAAGCUCACGACGAACAGUUAUUGUGCUGACGUUGCUUCCAGAGGCAGUUUGGAACUCGGUAGUGAGUGUUGCAACUGAGGACAGACGAUUUUUACGGCCUACGCGCUUCAGCACUCGGCGGUCCCGUUCUGUGAGCUUGUGUGGCCUACCACUUCGCCACUCUGUCUAUGGAGAUUGCAUGGCUGUGUGCUUGAUUUUAUAAACCUGUCAGCAACGGGUGUGGCUGAAAUAGCCGAAUUCACUAAUUUGAAGGGGUGUCCACAUACUUUUGGUGAUGUAGUGUAUCUAAAUCAGGCAACCAAAAGAAAUUGCGGGUUUGGUGCGGGGCUCAAAUUUUCACUAUCACAUAUAGUCGGGCGGUUGCGGAUUAGUUAUUAGCAAUUGCGAGCAGGUGCGGGUGAACAAACAGCUGACCUGCGCACCACUAAUGGAAGAUGAGAGGCCUCUCUCAUGCCUGAGGGCUUCCCUCAGAAGUCACUAGCUAUAAAUUCCCCUGUUUCUUUAUGUCGCUGCUGCAGCACAGUCAGCAGACACCUCAUUAUGGCCCCCUCUCCAUGCCCAGAUGUCUUCUUUAACUGGGGAUAAAGAGCAGGAACACCUCUAGGGCAGUGGUUCUCAAACCUGUCCUCGGCACCCCCAGAUGUUUCACAAAUUUGUUGUAGCCCUCAACUAGCUCACCUGAUUCACUUAGUCAAGGGCUUAUAAUAAUAAUAAUAAUAAUAAUAAUAAUAAUAAUAAUAAUAAUGUCAAGUUGUCAAUUUGAAUCAGAAUGUGCUAGCUCUGGAAUAUAUCAAAUACAUGGAAUGGUUGUGGGUUCCCAGGAGAGGUUUGAGAACCACUGCUCUAGGGCAUGGUCACAGUACAGUGGAGCAGCUAGGGUUAGGCCACAGUCGAGGAGGGUUUAGGACACUACAGCUCAUGCUCGCUAGUUUUGUAUGGGAGAAUGUGUCAAACUGUAUGUGUUGAAUUUUGUCUGCUUUGAUAAUCUGUUUAAAAAUAUUUUUUAUGUGAUUGUGCCUUGUUCAUUUCCCAUUUUGUAUAACAAAGUAAAGUCGACUUAGAUAAUGGUAACUUGCGAGGAAGAGGAUAUCAAUAACCAAGCGGACAAUCCUUUGGUGCUUGUUAAAUCCUAGUCUAAACAACAAGACAGGAUAUGGACUUCCAUUCUUACUUUGCAGUAUAUAGCGUGUCUGGCAUUUCUCCUUUAAUGUAUGUUUGUUCAUCUAGGAACCAUAUCCUGGAUGCAGCCUGCCUGCUGCAAAUAACUAAAUAGCAUUCAACAUUUUACAAAUGCUUUACAGCAGGCAUGAAAAACAGCGCAGCAGCCUUAGUAGUAAAAAGCAAUAACAGGGCUGAACUCUUCUAGUAUACAAAAGGUGAAAGGUCAUGACAGAGAGAAGAGCCCCCUAUGGGGGAGACUGAAUGUUCAGAACAUUCUUGAGCCACAUUUCCUGUUCCUGCAUCUUAUUUUCUGCUGUUGGAACUCACUGUUGUGAGUUUUGUCUGGUCAAGAGGUAUUUUAUGUACUCUGUAUUAGAAAAGGAGAGAUGGGGGAUAGAAUCCAUGCUGUCAGGCUCCAUUUUGAUUACAUUUCAGAGGCAGUGCAUUGCUCAGAUCUGCUCGUCUGUCGCGCUCUAAAGAGAUGCUACGUUAUUGAUGAGCUGAUAGACACGUGUUUAAAAUCUCAGAGAAUCACUUAGUGACGAACACACACACACACAGUGAUUACCAUGUGGUGGUGAAGCAUGGCUGGCACAGAUUCGUAACCACCACCUACCUGCUAGCUGUUGACACCUGUGGCUCUCUCCACACACACACACACACACACACACCGUCUAUUGACCUCCCGUUUCUCUGUAGUGGGCCAGUGGCAUUAAGUGCUGUGCCAGAGAAAGUAUAAAUGCAUUAUGAAGUGGUCCCUGACUCUCUAAGCGUUUAAUGCCCCCACUGAGAGGAUGACUCAGGACUUAGGGCUCGUAGCUGACCGGUAGCUAGCAGUUCCCACUCAGGUCCGUGGGCUGAAUAUAACUUUAAUUCGGCUUGUCAAGCAAACCGUGCUUCUGUAUGCCUGGCCAAUGCCAAACUCAAAAGCUAAAUUAUCUUACUUUCCUGAUCAACUUAUAGUAAAUAGAGCUAUGUGAACCACAUUAACUGUUGAAAUGUAAAAGUAUGUAUCACAAGAGUACAUCCUUUUCAAUCUAGGUGUUGUAGUUGGUAAGUAGCUAAGGAGAAGGAGCUGACUUGACAUUUGAUCCCUUCAUAUGGUUUCCUCCUUUGAGUCUUCCUGUGCCGGCCGGCUCAGAGACUCCACUUCUACACAAUGAACAAUGAGACGCCAACAUAACCGUGACUCUGUCACCUUGGAAACACUAAUAUUUGGCUAUAACAGGGAGAUGCAUCCAUCAGAGCUCUACAGAUGUGGUCUGGACACUGACCAUGUGUAGAAAUAAAAGAUCAGUCGUGUUCUUUUUUAUAUAUUUUUCUUAGACAUUGCGCAUCAGUCGUGUUCUUAGCUCAUUAAAUUAAAUCUUAUUUUACAGUGUAUGUCCUGCCUAACCUCUACCAUGUGUAGGAAACUCAUGGUAGAGUAAUAAUAAUACCUUGUUAAAUCUUGGUUUACAUUUCCUUUUCCUACCUUACCCGUUGUUGAAUUGUUCUAGCAGGUAAUUCAGUAUAAGGCCUGUUUUUAACAUCCAUGUCUUCAUUAUGUCCUUUAUAUAUUGUUAUCCUCAGAUCUUCUGGAGAAGUCCAGGGUUUGCAAGCAGCCGAGAGGAGAGAGAAACUUCCACAUCUUCUACCAGCUUCUUUCUGGAGCCUCGGAUGACACCCUGAGUAAGUUAUACUCACAGUUAUCGGUAAUACCUUCAUGACAAUAUUACUAACAUGGUAUGAAGCUUCAUUAUAUGUGGCAUAACAUCUCAGAAACGGUCAAGAAUGUUUGAUAUGUCAUGACAGAGUUAUUAUUAUUACACGUCAAAUAAAAUGUAACCGAUUUAUCUAACCGCAACAUGUCUUAGUUACUCUAAAGAAACAUGUGACCAAUACUUAAACAUGAGCCUGUGUUUAACUACAGAGAACAAAGACUAUGAAACCAGUAUGGUUUAUUUGUGCUCAGCUGGAGCUCAGCCACUGUUUGGCAGUCUUGUUGAAGGAGAACAAUAUAAUGGUCUUUGAUUCAAUGGUGGAGAAACAUCAAAAGACUUGAUUUAGCUGCACUUAAUUUAACCUGUAAUCCAAUACACCAUGCUGUGGCUUUCCUUGAUACCAGAUAUGGGACUUUAAAGGGCCAUUUGAAACUGCUGCUCGUAUGUGUGUGUGUGUGUGUGUGAACUGCUGCUCUAAAGUGUAUAGGACUUUAGUCAAUAUGCACCAUGCUAAAGCCAUGUGUUUUUGUCUUUCUGGCCCACAGUGAAACUGAAGUUGGACAGAGAUUUCAGUAAAUACAACUACCUGAGUCUGGAUUCAGCCACCGUCAAUGGGCUGGAUGACGCAGCAAGCUUCAGGACCGUCAGGGUGAGACACACACACACACUAAUUCCUGUCUGUCAUUGUGUCAAUUUGUUUUUGGCUUAGCUUAGAGGUACACUGUGGCAAAGGGUAGGGUGAGAGUAGGGUGAGAGUCUGAUCCUCUUUAUCUACUGACCGAACAAACUAGCAGGUAGAUUGGAUUCAGGUUUAAGACAGCUCUGGUCCAUGCUCUUAGCCAGCUAGCCUCUUCUACAGCCUCUCUACCUGUUAUGUGAGGGUCCAUACACGUUGCUGAAAAACAAUUCACCAAUUAACUGCAAACUUGCACAGACACGCCCCAUAAUUUUGCCAGCUAGAACCAAUGAAAUGUCUUCCUUUUUGCCGCAGUCUUUUGCUUAUCCAUGUGUGUAGUUGUGUACAGACCCUAACUUGAACAUUGAACUAUAUCCACAGCGGGUGAGUGAGACAUAAGGAUGAGUUUAGCGCAGAGAGGGAAUCCCAUUCCACCUGCCGUGAAGGCGUUCCCGUACUAUAAACAAUAGCAGAAUGCUUCAGAGUACACACACAGUGGCAGGCAGAUUAGAUGCUGUACUGAUGUGGGAAACAUAAGGGAGAAACAGCAGCUGCAUUCUUCCUUUCUAAAGUACACACACACUCGCUCUCUGACAUGCGGAGCAUGGUCAUCAUGUGUAAGUCUUUCUCUUUACCUCCAUCUUCCUCCUGACUCAGUUACUGUUGGUGACACACAGAGGAUGUUAUGUUAUGAGCUGCCUGAGCUUUAUCCAUUCCUAACUCCCUUAACAGGACUGUCCUGUACUCUACUGUCUCCCUGCCCUUGGACUCUCAGGAGCAGUGGUUGUGUCCCAAAUGGCACCUUGUUCCCUAUAUAGUGCACUUUAGGAUGCACUCAGCAUCCUGUCUUAGCACUUCUCUCAGUGAGGGAGCUAGUAGGCCACCUCACAGCUGCAGUCCAACUCAACACAAUAGAGUUCAGUGCUUUACAACAAUAGGACUCUCCACUGGAUAUGAUGUUGUUGUAGGAGCCAAAGGCAGCCUGCUACAGUCUUUUCUCGCCCUUGUUCACAAUGGCCUCCUCUGUAGCUCAGUUGGUAGAGCAUGGCGCUUGCAACGCCAGGGUUGUGGGUUCGAUUCCCACGGGGGGCCAGUAUGAAAAAAAAAAAUGUAUGCACUAACUAACUGUAAGUCGCUCUGGAUAAGAGCGUCUGCUAAAUGACUAAAAAUUUAAAAAAUGGUGUCAAAUCACAGUAACACACAUUUAAUAAUUCAAGAUAGUUCCCCAACCACACAGUCCACAUCACUGUGCCCUCUGUCACUAGUUGUCUCACUCUCUUCCCUAUCCAGUCCAGAAACUCAUCCCCCUUUCUGUUGUCCAUGUUAUCAUUGUGUGUUUGAGAUUGACUACAUGUACAUUUUAAAGUCCAACUGCAUAGAAUCACUGAUCUACAAAUCACCUUGCAUCCCAAAUCAGGGUUCGAUACUGCGACCAAAACAGUCGCAUUUGCCACUGUUUGACCUGGCAGUGUGACAGACCUUUUUUAUAGGUCGCAAGGGUGGCAGUGAUUUUUUUUUUACCUGGUCACUUUAGUUGUUGGUUCACAAUUUGCUUUUUUUAUCAUCAUGAUUUAUUCAAACAGUAAUGUGCAAUUGACCAAAAAUAGGCAACAACGGCACGGGAAUGUCCGUCUGUGUGUGUCAGGGGAGGUGUUGGAAACCCUCCGGGCCAGUCGAUCAUCCCCGUCAGUGAAAAAAUGUAUGCAUUUUUUAAUCUAGGCUAUAUAAUGGAUUAAAAAACAGAUGGAUUCCCGAAGCUGUUCAUUCAUUAUGUCUAUUAUUUAUCACACGCCCGCUGGACACACAUAGCCUAUAGAUAAUCGUUCGGACAGAGAGAGCGAGCAGCUCUCAAACAGCUGGUUGUUGCAUGGCGUGAAGACAGACAACGGUAGCGGAAGGAAAGAUGUUCCAAGUUAUGAUAUCUACCAGUAAAUGCUAAGGCAAGAAUGGGUAUGCAAACAAGGUAAAAGUUCAAAGUCUUGGUUGAAUAUUUGCAGUGCACAAUUCAGUCAUCAUGGAAUAACCUACCUUGAAAAUGACAUUUACUCUAGGCUCUUUGGUCCUUGAAGUUAUGGUACCCGAUUUAGAAGUUCUACUGCGCCAAUAUAAUAUGUGAUUUAUUUUCUGAUCAGUUUUAUCUGAUCAGUUUGUUUCCUGCCGUUUCAAUGGAAGGGUGUUGCGCUUGUCGUGGUAAAACCAUAUGCGGUUAUUAUGAGCAAGACAACAUCGAAUGUUGGCUUCAACUUAGUUUUCCAUACAAAGCGUUCCAAUACAAAGGGAACCCAGUUUUUGGUUGCGUUCUCCUUUUAAAACAUGAUACGGUAACCCCUCAAUAACUCUUCAACAUCUCAAAUGGCGAGACUGACUAGCUACCACAUGGACAGACUUCAUUAGUGUGUUUGUGCCGGGAGAAUGCUGUCUUUAGUCAUGCAAUGCCCACAUUAUUCUGACAUAGAAUGUUAAAAUAAUGUGAAUGUCAAUGCAUAAUGCCAUUGGGUAGGCCUAUAAAAAAAAAAAAAAAAAGCUUUAUUCUUAGUGGUAAUGUAUACUUGUUUUGCAUACAUUUUGGGGGGAUUUUUUCUAUAGGCUAAUACAACAAUUAAAUAUAAAAUGUAGGUCCUUGAAAAUUAAAAUUAAGUGUUUGAAAAAGUUAUUGAAAGACCUUGAAUUUGACUUGUCUGUAUACAAAAAUGGUAUGUUGUGGUAUCGUUUUGGUAUCAAGUAUCGUUCAAAUUCUGCCCUCUCGAGCAGUGGUGUCUAACUCAUUUUUCCGGGAGGGGGCGCAUUCAGUCUUCAAUGAGGUCCGUAGAGCCACACUGAAAUAUGUUAUAUUUCCUUGCUGUCAAAAUUAUGCUCUAUCCAUCGAUUUUGAAAUGUUCAAUGCUCCCAGACGUCUAGUGAUUAUUAGCGAGCUGGACAGUGAAGAUACUGUAUGAAUAUAGGUCCAUUAUUUUACAUUUACAUUUACAUUUACGUCAUUUAGCAGACGCUCUUAUCCAGAGCGACUUACAGUUAGUGCAUACAUUAUUCUUUUUUUUUUUCUUUUUUUUUCAUACUGGCCCCCCGUGGGAAUCGAACCCACAACCCUGGCGUUGCAAACACCAUGCUCUACCAACUGAGCUACCUCCCUGCCGGCCAUUCCCUCCCCUACCCUGGACGACGCUGGGCCAAUUGUGCGCCGCCCCAUUGGUCUCCCGGUUGCGGCCGGCUACAGCAGAGCCUGGAUUAUCAUUUCUACACAGUUUCGAUUUGGUUUUAGUGAUUUUAAAAGGAUACUUUGUGAUUUUGGUAAUGAGGACCUUUAUCUACCCUUUAUCUACCUAGCAUAUACCCAUACACUUCCAAUCAUUACGCUAACACUAGUUACAGUAGCAACUGCGCUAGCGCUAGUUAACAACUCCCUUCAAACUGCACACAGAGAAAUAAAAUAAAGUGCACAAUGUAUUUAUUGCAGAUUUCAAAGUGCCAUGUGUUAUUUUCUGCGAAAUCCUCUAGAGCAGCGGUGUCAAACAUACACGGGUCCAAUACGGCCCGCGGGAGGUUUGAGUAAAACAAAUAUUUUAAAAAGCAAAAGGGGGGGAGAAACAAACUCACUAUAAUUUAAAGGGAUACUUAGGGAUUUUGGCAAUUAGGCCCUUUAUCUACUUCCCCAGAGUCAGAUGAACUCAUGGAUAUAAUGUUUAAGUCUCUUUUCUUUGCUGUUACAGUAAAUCUAUCAAAAUCAAUGUAAGAACACAAGGGCAUGCUAAUUUAAAAGAUGGCUAGUCAUCAUUAGCCUGGUUUUGUAUGGAAUGCAGGCACAUUAUGGGACACAGGUCAGGCCAUUAUCAAUUAUAGAAAGAUUGGUGUGACCAAAUUGUGCUGGUGCAACCAACUGAAAAAGUUGGUGGCACUGCCACCAGUGGAAAAAGUUAUUGUAGAACCCUGCAAAUAACUACUCAUUAACAGAUCAAGAUGAGUUAUUCUGCACCUCCCCUUGCUCCAACUGAUCCCGUCAAACACGCUGAAUGUCUGAUUGGCUGUCUCUCUCCCUGUGCCAUCCCAGAAUGCCAUGCAGAUUGUGGGCUUCAUGGAGGAUGAGGUGCAGUCGGUUCUGGAGCUGGUGGCAGCCGUCCUCAAACUGGGGAACAUUGAGUUCAAACCAGAGUCCAGGGUCAACGGCUUUGACGAGAGCAGGGUCAAGGACAAGAAUGGUGAGACCAUAGUCGGACUGGACAACCAGCAGCUUUGCUGUGGGACACAAUCGUUUCCUGUUACAGUACACAUGCACACACAUCUCACUUUUUAAAUAACUUUGUGCCCACUUGUGGAUACCAAAUAAUGUGGAUGCCUGCAUUUCCCUUGCAUCUUGAAAAUGUAAAUAUCCCGUAUUGUGGCUGUAGAAAAUAUUGUUUUGGUUAUGCAUUGUCUUAUUAAUUGAAGGAUAGAUAAGAUAAGCACACUGUAAGGUAUCGGUUAGAUUAUCACCACUGACCAAUAGUCAGUCCCUCCACCACAAGCCAUGCCUGUAAAUUAUAUCAACAGUAGCAUAUGUGUUUGUUAUUGUACUUCCCCCUACUGGUUAAUGAUUAAUACAUUUAAUGGCUUACUAAGGACAAUAUGCUAUAGUUUAUGAUUGUAAGUACAAUAGGCCUAUUGAUAACCCUACUGAUUACAGCUGUCCCCUAUUAAGCAAACAUAAUAUUUAGCAUGUCUUAGUAACCCAGCCAUGGCACAACUUUGCAUUAUUUCUUUGCAAACACAACUUCUCUACAUGAUGUCACACUAAAGUGGAACUCCACAUGGUCUGUGGUGUGAAUCAUAAAAUCUAAAAUUACACCAGCUUAUUAAUGGCAUUUCCCCUUGUGACCAUUUGACGGCUGUAUGGACUGUCACGGUACACAAAGACAUUAGUCAACAACACCACUCUUACAGAAGACCAUUUAGUGAGACAAUUGACAUGUAAAUACCUAAGGACAUUAAGGUUAAUGCGCUUCAGUAACUCCUCUUAAACACUACUAUGUCCAGCUGCUUUGGGAAUUCCUGGCCAGGAGACACAAUACUGAUCCUAAAGGAGAUCCUCUGAGAAGAGAGAGAGUAGAUUACCUUAUCUCUUUAUGGAAAGGGUUUAGCUAAUGCCCUUAUGGCUACCCACUGGAACCCUGAUACUGACAUCAUGUGCCAUUGUUGGUAGAGCUUAAUGUUGAUAUGGAUUCCAUCAUCCCUGCAGGGGAUAAAUGUAUUUUAUUGAUAGAUUUCAUCUAGUCAUUGCCUAUUUGUUUCUUUGCCCUAGGCCUGUAUACAAAGCUCUAUGAUGAUUGAGUGUUUGUCUUUUCUCUUAGUGAAUGUGUCUUUCCUCUGCUCUAUCUUCCAGACCUGAAGGAGAUGUGUGAGCUGUUGGGGAUUGAGCAGUCUGUGCUGGAGAGGGCUUUCAGCUACCGCACUGUGGAAGCCAAGAUGGAGAAGAUGUCUACCACACUCAACGUGGCCCAGGUGAGAAGAACUCUCUGUCAUCACUGUAUAGCAAUAGGCUUGGGCGGUAUACCGUAUACCGGGGUAUUUGGAAAUAGCCAUGGGAUGGUUUUUCAAUACCGUAGAAAAUAUUUCUUAUAUGUUUAAAAAAAAAAAUACAUUUGAAUAUUUGUAGCUACUUUUUAAGUAAAUACCUGCGGUCAACUUGUGCAAUACGUUAGGAGAUAAAGAAGAUUGCCUUCUUCAUUUCACCUGUCACAUAUCAUUAUGAAGCUUACCGGUAGUCCCUAGUCACUUGGUGUUUGUUUACAAGCACACAGCAGCAAGAGACCGGAGCCUUGUGAGUCGCUCACUGUUGUGCAGCACGCGCCAGGUGCUCCCGAGUGGCACAGCGGUCUAAGGCACUGCAUCUCAGUGCUAGAGGGGUCACUACAGACCCUGGUUCGAUUCCAGGCUGUAUCACAAUCCGGCCGUGAUUGGGAGUCCCAUAGGGCGGCGCACAAUUGGCCCAGCGUCGUCUGGGUUUGGCAGGUGUAGGCCGUCAUUGUAAAUAAGAAUUUGUUCUUAACUGACUUGCCUAGUUAAAUAAAGGUUCAAAAAAAUAAAACAAACUAGUUACAGUAUGGAAUUCACAGCUAAAUGUUUGCCAGCUAGAUAUCUUAUAUAACUAUUAAGUUUAAAUGUCUAAAAUGUGCUAAAUGCUCUGCAGUUGUGCGUUUGGUUUUCUAAUUUAGUAGCUAGUUAGCUAUCUAGCUAAGUGGUUAGCUUCUUGAGUUACUUGUGAAACUUUGAGCUGGGAUGUCUGUCCUGAAUAUAGUUUAGGUCAGAGACUGUAUAAAAUGUUCCCAAUGCGCUUGUUAGCAUUUAGAUGGCACAAGGUCAGUAUGAAGGUAUGACAAUUUGGAUACCGCUCAAGCCUAUAUAGCAACACACUACUUUACUUUACAUAAUCUAUUUAAACAUGAGUAUAUAUAAUAUAACAUUAUAUGCCACUUAUCAACUUACAGUGAGUGGCAGUGCAUACAUUUUAGUAUUUGUAUGUGAUCCCUGUGGGACUUGAACCCACGACCUUGACGUUGCUAGCACCAUGCCCUUACCAACUGAGCCACCCAGGACCACCAAAAGGUCCUGUCAUCAUUGUAUAGCAACACACUUCCUUUCAUGAUAGCACUGACAGACUAAGUCUUAGGGGAUGUUUCACACUCCAGUUCUGGAUGGAUGGAUGAGAAAGGAGAAGAUCAAUUCCCUCUGACUUAGUUCUCUAGCAGCUAGCUAACCCCCAUCCCAUCCCCACCUACUGUACAUGGAAACAUAUCCAUAAUAGAAGAGGGGUUGGUGAAUUCUCCCCUGGAAAUGCAGAAGUUGGUCAUAUUUUGGAGGUUAGUGAGUUCAGGCAGCAGGCACAUUCAUCUUUUAGAUGAGAGGAAUAGAAGCUAGUCUCCUCUCCCAAUCCUGGAGGUCUGUGAGUUCAGGCAACAUUCAGUUGGAGAUGAAAAUAAAGUAAUAGAGGCUAGUCCUCUCCCUAGUCCUCUCCCUAGUCCUCUCCCUAGUCCUCUCCCUAGUCCUCUCCCUAGUCCUCUCCCUAGACCUCGCCCUAGUCCUCGCCCUAGUCCUCGCCCUAGCCCUCUCCCUAGCCCUCUCCCUAUGCUCCACAAAAUCAGCUUAUGAAGGAGGGUAGAACAAAGGGAUGAGCUUCACUUCUCCUGAAAAGUGAUUUAAACACUCUUGGCAGAUAUCUGCUAGCCUGGUCUCAGAUCUGUUUGUGCUGUGUUGCCAACUUCUAUACUCAUUGCCGUGACAAUGACUAUAAGAGUUGUCAAGGCAGCACAAACAGACCUGCUUCCCUGAGACAGAGACACCACCCCCUGGUGCUGCUGUGUGGUGUCUCUAGAGUCCAUCAGAACUUAUCUUAACAAAUAGAUAGCAUAAACAGAAGGGUAUAAAAAGGCCAGACAGAGACAAUAACUCAGAGCACAUUGGUUGUAGCUCUUGGAGGAACUAUCAAACUAAGGAUCACCAGAUUAUCCAUAGCACAUCAUCACCAGUUCAAACAUCAGCUCCAAGAAGUGUUUGUUUGUCAGGGAGGUUAUGCCUGGUCCUGUCCAAGUUUAACUCUUCCAUUCUGUUUGUGUGUGUGUGCCUGUGUGUGUGUGUGUGUGUGCCUGUGUGUGUGUGUGCCUGUGUGUGUACAGUGCAUUCGGAAAGUAUUCAGACCCCUUGACUUCUUCCAAAUGUUGUUACGUUACAGCCUUAUUCGAAAAUUGAUUACAUUGUUGUUGUUUUCUUCUCAUCAAUCUACAUACAAUACCAUAAUGACAAAGCAAAAACAGGUUUUUAUAAAUUUGAGCAAAUUCAGACCAUUUACUCAGUACUUUGUUGAAGCACCUUUGGCAGCGAUUACAGCCUCAAGUCUUCUUGGUUAUGACGCUACAAGCUUGGCACACCUGUAUUUGUGGAGUUUCUCCUAUUCUUCUCUGCAGAUCCUCUUAAGCUCAGUCAGGAUGGAUGGGGUGUGUCGCUGCACAGCUAUUUUCAGGUCUCUCCAGAGAUGUUAGAUCGGGUUCAAGUCCGGGCUCUGACUGGGCCACUCAAGGACAUUCAGAGACUUGUCCCGAAGCCACUCCUGUGUUGUCUUGGCUGUGUGCUUAGGGUCGUUGUCCUGUUGAAAGUUGAACCUUCGCCCCAGUCUGAGGUCCUGAGUGCUCUGGAGCAGGUUUUCAUCAAGGAUCUCUCUGUACUUUGCACCAUUCAUCUUUCCCUCGAUCCUGACCAGUCCCUGCCGCUGAAAAACAUCCCCACAGCAUGAUGCUGCCACCAUGCUUCACCAUAGGGAUGGUGCCAGGUUUCCUCCAGACGUGACGCUUGGCAUUCAGGCCAAAUAGUUCAAUCUUGGUUUCAUCAGACCAGAGAAUCCGCCCUGACCAAGGCCCUUCUCCCCCGAUUGCUUUGGCUGGGCGGCCAGCUCUAGGAAGAGUCUUGGUGGUUCCAAACUUCUUCCAUUUAAGAAUGAUGGAGGCCACUGUGUUCUUGGGGUUCCUUCAGUGCUGCAGAAAUUUUUUUGGUACCCUUCCCCAGAUCUGUGCCUCGACACAAUCGUGUUUCAGAGCUCUACGGACAAUUCCUUCGACUUAAUGGCUUGGUUUUUGCUCUGAUAUGCACUGUCAACUCUUGGACCUUAUAUAGACAGGUGUGUGCCUUUCCAAAUCAUGUCCAAUCAAUUGAAUUUAAACACAGGUGGACUCCAAUCAAGUUGUAUAAACAUCUCAAGGAUGAUCAAUGGAAACAGGAUGCACCUGACCUCAAUUUCGAGUCUCAUAGCAAAGGGUCUGAAUACUUAUGUAAAUAAGGUAUUUUUUUUUCUUCUGUUUUCCCUUUGUCAUUAUGGGGUAUUGUGUGUGUAGGUUGAUGAGGAUUUUUAUUUAUUUAAUCAAUUUUAGAUUAAGGCUGUAACGUAACAAAAUGUGGAAAAAGUCAAGGGGUCUGAAUACUUUCCGAAUGCACUGUACCUGUGUGUGUUGUUUACAUGAGGAAUGACAGCUUUUCUCUAUUCCAGUGUGGCUGUGUGCCAGAGAAUGAGCCUCUAAUAACUAUAGGGAUGUUAUUUGGCCCACUCUAGGACACGCCUCUUCAAACAGCUCAAUGUUUAAUUUCACUGUUAUUCCCCUGUAGCUCAGUUGGUAGAGCAUGGCGCUUGCAACGCCAGGGUUGUGGGUUCGUUUCCCACGGGGGGCCAGUAUGAAAAUGUAUGCACUCACUAACUGUAAGUACGCUCUGGAUAAGAGCGUCUGCUAAAUGACGUAAAUGUAAAUGUUCCGUUGUGGAUUGUUGGAAAGAGAAACAUUCUACAGCUGGAGUUAGUGCCUUGCAAAAGUAUUCAUCCCCCUUGCCGUUUUUCCUAUUUUGUUGCAUUACAACCUGUAAUUUAAAUGGAUUUUUAUUUGGAUUUCAUGUAAUGGACAUAUACAAAAUAGUCCAAAUUGGUGAAGUGAAAUGAAAAAAAUUACUUGUUUCAAAAAAUUCUAAAAAAUAAAUAACGGAAAAGUGGUGCGUGCAUAUGUAUUCACCCCCUUUGCUAUGAAGCCCCUAAAUAAGAUCUGGUGCAACCAAUUACCUUCAGAAGUCACAUAAUUAGUUAGAUUGUACACAGGUGGACUUUAUUUAAGUGUCACAUGAUCUGUCACAUGAUCUUAGUAUAUAUACACCUGUUCUGAAAGGCCCCAGAGUCUGCAACACCACUAAGCAACGGGCACCACCAAGCAAGCGACACCAUGAAGACCAAGGAGCUCUCCAAACAGAUCAGGGACAAAGUUGUGGAGAAGGACAGAUCAGGGUUGGGUUAUAAUUUUUUUUUAUCUGAAACGUUGAACAUCCCACGGAGCACCAUUUUUUAAAUCCAUUAUUAAAAAAUUGAAAGAAUAUGGCACCACAACAAACCUGCCAAGAGAGGGCCACCCACCAAAACUCACAGACCAGGCAAAGAGGGCAUUUAUCAGAGAGGCAACAAUGAGACCAAAGAUAACCCUGAAGGAGCUGCAAAGCUCCACUGAGGAGAUUGGAGUAUCUGUCCAUAGGACCACUUUAAGCCGUACACUCCACAGAGCUGGGCUUUACGGAAGAAUGGCCACAAAAAAAGGCAUUGCUUAAAGAAAAAAAUAAGCAAACACAUUUGGUGUUCGCCAAAAGGCAUGUGGGAGACUCCCCAAACAUAUGGAAGAAGGUACUCUGGUCAGAUGAGACUAAAAUUGAGCUUUUUGGCCAUCAAGGAAAACGCUAUGUCUGGCGCAAACCCAACACCUCUCAUCACCCCGAGAACCCCGGCAGGGACUGGGAAACUGGUCAGAAUUGAAGGAAUGAUGGAUGGCGCUAAAUACAGGGAAAUUCUUGAGGGAAACCUGUUUGUCUUCCAGAGAUUUGAGACUGGGACGGAGGUUCACCUUCCAGCAGGACAAUGACCCUAAGCAUACUGCUAAAGCAACACUCAAGUGGUUUAAGGGGAAACAUUUAAAUGUCUUGGAAUGGCCUAGUCAAAGCUCAGACCCCAAUACAAUUGAGAAUAUGUGGUAUGACUUAAAGAUUGCUGUACAUCAGCGGAACCCAUCCAACUUGAAGGAGCUGGAGCAGAUUUGCCUUGAAGAAUGGGCAAAAAUCCCAGUGGCUAGAUGUGCCAAGCUUAUAGAGACAUACUCCAAGAGACUUGCAGCUGUAAUUGCUGCAAAAGGUAGCUCUACAAAGUCUUGACUUUGGGGGGGGGGGUGAAUAGUUAUGCACUCUUUCUGUUUUUUGUCAUAUUUCUUGGUUGUUUCACAAUAAAAAAUAUUUUGCAUCUUCAAAGUGGUAGGCAUGUUGUGUAAAUCAAAUGAUACAACAUCCAUUUUAAUUCCAGGUUGUAAGGCAACAAAAUAUAAAAAAUGCCAAGGGGGGUGAAUACUUUUGCGAGCCACUGUAUAGCUUGACUGAUGCCACUUUCACGUCCAUAAUGACUUAUCUAUCUGAGCUCCAUGGGCCCUGUCCCAGUUGACUGGUGAAUGCUACACUACUAAAAGCAUUUGCCUGAGAUAUUUACUACAGCUAUUAUUCUCUGCGUAUGAGAGCACUGAAAUCUAUAUAGUAAGCCCUCAUUUGUGAUUUUCUAGGCCUACUAUGCCCGUGAUGCCCUGGCCAAAAACCUCUACAGCCGUCUGUUCAGCUGGCUGAUCACCAGGAUCAAUGAAAGCAUCAAGGUAAGGCCUUUCUCUGGCCUCUCUGGCCUCGCUCUGGCCUCUCUUGUCUCAUGAUUUAUUCUACACUGUAUUAUUCUACAAGACAUUGACUUUAAAGAUAUGCCCUACCAAACUAAAAGACACAUUUUAUGUGUGUCUUAUACUUUCUCUUUCCCUUUAUUUCUCCUCUCAGGCUCAAGCAAAAACACGCCACAAGGUGAUGGGAGUCCUGGACAUCUAUGGUUUUGAAAUCUUCGAGGUAAGAGUAAUGGCACACAGUUAAUGAAAGGGGUCGCCUAAAUGGACAGAAAUAUGUCCAGAAAUGACCUCACACCUCUCAUCACCCAUGAGCGGAAGCUUAUUGUUUGCCUAAAAGAAAGAAUUUGUGUGGUUUUGUGAGAGAAUACAUUUGACAUGAACAACUAGCAACUUAACUUCCACAGUGCCUCUUUAAGUUGAUCUCUAAGGUACAUGUUCCUAAUGUUCCUGACUGUUCCCCACUCAUUAUGAAGUUGUUUCAUUCCUCUCUCCUGAAUGUUGUUGUGUCUGGGCCGACAGGAUGGAGUAAGUACACCUGCUGAGGGUAUGCUGAGUGCUGGGUGCAGUGUGCAUGCUGUGAUCUAGCUCAGCCCUUAAUCCUAGUCUUAAUUCAGAUCAUAUCUAUAACAGGACCUCCCUUGUGUUUUUUUUUGUUGGGGGGGGGGGGGUAUGAAAGAGUAUUGGUGUGUCUCUUAAGGGAAGAAGAGAACAUACAAUAGCAGAGCUAUUCUGAAGAGUGUAUGAAUUAGCCUUUUUCCAGAUCUGUUAGUGCUGGCUUGCCAACUCCUAUGGUCCUCAUCAAGCCAAAUGUUUGGUAUGACAAUAACCAUACGGUUUGGCAAGGCAGCACAAACAGAUCUGGGACCAGGCUAUGUAUGAACACCCUCCUUCUGUUGCCAUGUGGGUCCUUCUCUUCCUGACCAGAGGUCACCAGCAUGUCAUUCAUGCCCAGUAGGUAUGCUGUUCUAACCCUCUGUAACCUAAGCAAAUGGAGUGAUAUUGUUACCUAACCCAAUGCUGCUGCUGUUAGCCAAGAGUAAUGACUGGAAACUAAACUGGUCUUCUUAACUGAUAAGAAAGGGGGAUAAUUUAGAUAAGUUAGGUAUUUUAAAUGGUUAACAAUCUUUUAUACUUCAUGCCUGUUCACUGUCUCUGUUCAAUGCUGUUGAAAUGAGCUGAUAAACACUGAAGCCUUGCCAAGAUUAGUUAACAUGUAUCCAUGAUAAGAAACACAGAUAGGAUUAUACUAUCAGGCAGCUAUCUGUCCUUUGGAUUUGUUCAAGAGCGGUUGUAAAGCAAUAAGGAGGAAUGCCAGUCAAAGAAAGUUCUAUGCCCUCAUUUGCCCUGGCUGUUUGGUACUGUAACUAGUAUUGCCACACAUGUAUAGUCUGUUCCCACAGUAGUUCAGAGAGAGAAGAGAUUAUCUCUGUUUGUUUGGAAAGAUACAUUUUCUUUGUUAGCGUGACAUAACAGUGAAGGAAUGGGGAUCAAGGAAUUGUUGUCUUUUUUGGCAUUACCCUAGUGGUAUCCAACAAGGAAGCCACAGGGGGAGAACAGGACCCGGGAGUGACCUGAAAGCUUAUCGAAAGCUGCAUGUCAACAUAGCAACAGGUGGCAACAGAUGGGGGCCAUUUCACAGUGUCAGACAGGCAAGAGAGGACAGCAGUCAGUAUAUUACUGAGUUUUACCCCCAAUAUGUACUGAAAGUGGUGUGAUGUGGUACCAUGCUGUGUGCAUCUGGAAUUGCUACAUUUUUGCCUAUUUAGAACAUGAGUCUAAAUGGUGUCAAUGGGGGUUCUCUACAGGACAACAGCUUUGAACAGUUCAUCAUCAACUACUGCAAUGAGAAACUGCAGCAGAUCUUCAUCGAACUGACGCUACGCGAAGAGCAGGAGGAGUACAUCAGAGAGGUAAACUGUCCCCUGUUCCCUCGUCCACCUUACUGGAGACAACAAGGGUGUGUUCACUAGGGCAUAUCGUAGAUUUUUUGUGUCAAACCUUUCAAAAAGGACAACAAAAAUCAGUGUUUCUUAUUGGGACAAAUCGUGUUAGUCCCUCCCUGUUUCAGUGUGUUUUCUUCUCUUUGGUGCUUAAUGAACACAACCCAGUCGUUGCACUCUACUGGCAUGUAGUCAGAGGAGGGCGUUGCCCCAUAAAGCCAUCCAUCUCUCACUGUUCUCUUUGUGGCCUGACACCUAGUUUACAUUCCACACAUUGACAGGCCAAUUUGUAGUGUGAACCAGGUUUGUCAUGCAGUGUUUUAGUACUGGGCUGUGUUAUUGAUCAAUAUCAGUCUUUCACCUUUUGCCUUCCCAGUUUUCUCUUUAUGUCCCUCUCUUGCUCUUUCACUCCUUCCUAUCCCAUCUAUUUUGUCUUUUACUUUUCUCUUUGCCUCUGUACCCCAUUUCUCUCUUCCUCAAUUUCCUAUUAUCCAUCUCUAUCUUUCUAGUCCCCUCUUUCCAUCCCCAUUCCUUGCCCUCAUCCUUCUCUCCUGCUCUUUUCACCAUACUUUCCAUCUCUCUCUAUCCCUCUCACUCCCUCUCUUGCCCUACUUUCUUCUCCUUUCUCUCCCUCCCUCUCUCCUCUCCUCUGUGGGCUUUAGGGACGGAAUUGAUCCUUCACUCCAGCAGGGGUAAACACACUUCUCCCCCUGGGGCUCAGGCCUCUGUUUGCUUUUAGAGCUCUUAAGUAUGUGAGUGCUGCUCCCUUGACCUCCCUUCCAUGAUAUUCCACUGCCUGGCCUCCCUCCAGAACAGUGCAUGGGAAAAUACUACACUGUGGAAGACAGGAGGGGACAGGGGGCGGGACAGUGGGGACCACUGACCAAUCAGGAUGCAGAGUUCACAUCCCCAGAUGGCUAACCCAGCCCCGCCCCUUUCCUCUCCCCCAAACCUGGAACCUCUGUUUGUCUGUCACACAGACCAAGUCAGCCUGAACCACCAGUUUCCAGCCACAACAUGACAUAAAGCUCCAAAUCCAAGCCCUAUGGCUCGGCACCAUUUGUAGUGUUGUUCAUCCAGGCACUCUCAGAAACAUGUCGUAAUCCUGAGUCUUGUGCUCUUAUUGAAUUGUAUAUAAAUGUAUAUACGUUGAAUAGAAAAUAUCUUAUAAGGACUGUUACUGUAUAAGGCCCAAGCUGCAGCUGUGUCUGCCCAUGAACACAGCAGAUCUAGAUCUAUAGAAAAGGUCAAUGACUGAAUAGCUUUGGUCAGCCAGGCUAGACAGAUGUUUUAGAUACUAUCAGACAGAUAGCGAACUGCUUAAACGAUUCUCAAUCUCUUGACUUCAUGGCCCAUUGGUUAGUUGUCUGUCUGAGAUUAUAGAAGGUCAAUGGCUUUCUCUUAAGCCACUCAGGUCUGUAUAAGUAAGUCUAGGUGAGGUCAGGAUUAAAACUACAGGACAACGCUUUCUUGGAAGAAGUAAGUGAAAGUUAGUGGAAAAAAGUGAAUAGUAACCCCUCUUUAACCUCUUGACAUCUGUUCUUGUUUGUGACAGGACAUUGAAUGGACCAACAUAGAGUAUUUCAACAACGCCAUUAUCUGUGAACUCAUCGAGAAAGUAAGUAGGUCUCCCUCAAUGUCCUCUGAUUCUUGGAAAACAAAGCAAUUUCACAAGAAUCUGUGAAUAAAUCAAUUGAAACAAUUGUCCUUGAUACUGUAUACCAAUUUCCUGUGUCUUAUUGCUACAGACAGGAGAUGAUUACCUUAAAGAUGAGAACUUUGUGCUGUAAUCACAGUUGACUCUGUUGUAUCCUAAAUUUAGGAUUUCUUAUGAAGAACCUCUAAGAAACCUCUCCUCCAUCUCUCUGUCUAGAAACAGAAUGGUAUCUUGGCCAUGCUGGAUAGACCGUUGUUAAAAAUAAUUGAAUUACCCUUAAUGUCUAAAAGUAUUUCUAAGAAUUCCCCCUCCUCUCUUUAUUCUAGAACCAGAAUGGUAUCUUGGCCAUGUUGGAUGAGGAGUGCCUGCGGCCAGGCACAGUGACUGACGACACCUUCCUAGACAAGCUGAACACCAUCUGUGCUGAGCACCAGCACUUUGAGAGCCGCCUUAGCAAGAACUCCAAGUUCCUGACAGACCACAGCCUGCCACACAGCUGCUUCCGCAUCCAACACUAUGCUGGGAAGGUACGGAGGUGGAACACACACCUUGCACAUCAUCAAAUACUUUUUCUGCACUUGAUUGAGCUUGCCUGGCGCAAAGGAACCAAUUGAAUAGAAAUUUCAAAGCUCGCCCAACUGGCACUCAAAGUAUUUGAAAGAAAACCAAUACUAUUUCAACCCAGGUCUGCAACAUCUUCAAAAUUGAUGGGAAUGGGACAACAUGGUAUACAUGUAAUCACUGGCCAGGUGUCGAGACAGGAUAAAUACUGAUUAUAGUCACCAGAGCAGAGCGUGCAGAUUUGGGUUAAGAGCAUUACCUGAAGGCGUCACAUGCAGUGAUUGUAAAAAUAUCAGACAUGAUGGGAUUAGAAUAGCCCAGAAUAUCUCCAUCUUGAAAGAUUCUCUGGGUAAAUAGAUUUAUAAUCCCUGUUUCGUCAACAUGCACCACUUACAGUGAUGCAUUUUUAUGAAUCAAUCUAUAGCAAACAUUUCCUCAGGAUGAGUUUAGGAUUGACAGUAAUACACUAGUAUUACAACUACUACUACAAAAAACGUGACGUACAUGGGCACACACUUUUACUGGAUUCAGACAAAUGACAAGAAAGAAGUUGGCAGUUAAAAUAAGUAUAUUUUCAUAAUUAAGGGACGACAACAGAUAUGUUUUGUGUUUUGUAUCCGACUGUUUGUGUUAAUCUGUUCCUCUGUAAUCUUUUGUGUAGGUGCUGUACCGUGUGGAGGGCUUUGUAGACAAGAACAAUGACCUGCUGUACAGAGACCUGUCCCAGGCCAUGUACAAGGCCACCCACAGCCUGAUGAGAGAGCUGUUUCCUGAAGGAAACCCUGCUAAGGUCAACCUGAAGAGACCCCCCACUGCAGGCUUCCAGUUCAAGGCCUCUGUAGGUGUACUCAUGAGGAACCUGCAGACCAAAAACCCCAACUACAUCAGGUAAGUUACCAUUCACUCUGAGGAUCAUUUAUACUAAAUGAACAGUAUUGUGAUCAGAAAAAAAGUUGGUCACAAUUUAUUUUGAUAGUCUGGAUUUUUCAUCUGUAGAUGCUCUACAGAUAGUCAUACCAUCAACAAACGGAUUGCUAAGGUUACAGUUAGGGUUAGGUUUAGGGCUUGGUUAAGUUUAGGGUUAGGAUAAGCGCAGAGUUUCCCAAACUCUGUCCUGGGGACCCCAAGGGGUGCCCAUUUUGGUUGUUGCCCUAGCACUACACAGCUGAUUCAAAUAAUCAAAACAUGAUGAUGAGUUAAUUAUUUGAAUAAUCUGUGUAGUGCUAGGGCAAAAACCAAAACGUGCAUCCCCAGGACCGAGUUUGGGAAACGCUGGGAUAAGGGUUAGAGCUAGAGUUAAGGUUAGUAGAUAGUUAGUUGAAAUAUUACCGAGUCUGCAGAGCAUCUACAGAUGGACUAUCCAAAUAAAGUGUUUCCAAAAAGUUCCCUCAAUAAACUCUAUAAACUUGGAGCAGUAUUCUGAGACCUGAGCUAACUACAUUUUUUGUAAAAGUUACACAAAACUAUGAGUUGUCUCAACUCUAAUCCACUGAUAACCAUUGUGUGACCAUGCAUGUCCAUACCAAAGUGUCUGACUGUCUGUUUUCCUCAGGUGCAUCAAGCCCAACGAUAAGAAGGCAGCCCACAUCUUCACCGACUCGCUGGUGUGUCACCAGGUGCGUUACCUGGGCCUGAUGGAGAAUGUGCGUGUGAGGAGGGCUGGCUAUGCCUUCCGCCAGCUCUACGAGUCCUGUCUGAAGCGAUACAAGAUGCUCUGCAAGAAGACCUGGCCCCAGUGGAGAGGACCCGCCAGGUAGGACCUCUGCUCUGCCUGAACAGAAAUAAUGUAGUUAUUAUCUGCCUGUUCAGAAUAUUGUAUUUACCAUAUGAUGAACCUAGAGUAAAAAUAUUUACCUCAGUCUUCCUCAUUCAAAUCAAGGAAUAACACCCUUUUUUAAAUCAGCAGUUGUCACAAAGUGCUUUUACAGUUUCCUUUCCCACGUUCAGCAGAAUGCUGUGAAAUAACAGCAUACUAACGACAGGAUAAUGUAGUAACAGCAGUAGUCAUCCAUAGAUGAUUUGCCCACACAUAUCCCACCAUGAUACAACUAUGUCAACAAGCUGUGUUGGGGUGGUUAGAUCUUGUAGUGAUCUGCUUGCUCUUGGUGACGAUCAGUCAAUCCAUGGUUCCUUUACUCUGCCCUGGGUAUUUUGAGGCAGUUGGUCCAUAGCUCUGAUGCUAUGUAUCCAUAUAUGUCAUGUUACAUUCACUGACAAGUGAGAUGGCGCUGCAGUGGAUAGCAGACAUUUUACGGACUCCUGACCAAUUCUGCUAUUUUGUGUGCUUUUUUUACACUGAUCUUAACUUUUUUCAGAACAGCGAUCACUAACCUCGAUUUGGUUGACAAUUUCUACUUCAACGAGUCGGUAGCUCUGGACGUUCUGCUUACUCCAGACCAGGCCCUAAUCUCCGGGACUCGAAAGAGGAAGUGACGGCCCAAGAGAGGCAGACGAGCUGGAAUCCUGAUGGGACUAUGUUGGCGAGCAAAUAAACUACCUCUAUCCUCUGUUCUAUUGGCGAACAUACAGUCACUAGAGAACAAACUGGACAAGCUCCAUUCGAGACUAUCCUAUCAACGGGACCUGAAGAACUGUAAUAUUCAAUGUUUCUCAAAGUCAUGGAUGAGCAAGGACAUGGAUAAUAUACAUCUUGCUGGUUUUUUCCAUGUAUCGUCAAGACCGGACGUUAGCAUCGGGUAAGACGAUGGAGGGAGGGGUGUGUUUUUGUUAACAACAGCUGGUGCGCGAUCUCGAAUGUUAGAAUACCACAUGAUAAGCUGCAGACCAUACUGUUUACCAAGAGAGUUUUCAUCUAUAUUUUUAGUAGCUGUCUAUUUACCACCACAAACUGAUACUUGCACAAAGACCGCACUCAAUGAGCUGUAUAGGGUCAUAAGCAAACAAGAAAAUGCACAUCCAAAGGCGGCGCUUCUCGUGGACGGUGAUUUUAUUGCAAGGAAACUGCAAUACCUCAUUUUUACCAGCGUGUCACCUGUGCAACUAGAGGUGGCAAAACUCUAUAUAACCUUUACUUCACACACAGAAAUGCAUACAAGGCGCUCCCUCGCCCUCCCUUUGGCAAAUCUGACCAUAACUCUAUCCUCCUAAUUCCUGUUUACAAGCAAAAACUCAAACAGGAAGUACCGGUGAUGCUCUAAAUACGGAAGUGGUCCGAUGAAGCGGAUGCUAAGCUACAGGACUGUUUCGUUGGUGCAGACUGGAAUAUGUUUCGGGAUUCAUCCGAUAACAUUGAGUAGUUUACCACAUCAGUCACCGGCUUCAUUAAUAAGUGCAUCGAUGACAUCAUCCCCACAGUGACUGUACGUACAGUGAGGGAAAAAAGUAUUUGAUCCCCUGCUGAUUUUGUACGUUUGCCCACUGACAAAGACAUGAUCAGUCUAUAAUUUUAAUGGUAGGUUUAUUUGAACAGUGAGAGACAGAAUAACAACAAAAAAAUCCAGAAAAAUGCAUGUCAAAAAUGUUAUAAAUUGAUUUGCAUUUUAAUGAGGGAAAUAAGUAUUUGACCCCUCUGCAAAACAUGACUUAGUACUUGGUGGCAAAACCCUUGUUGGCAAUCACAGAGGUCAGACGUUUCUUGUAGUUGGCCACCAGGUUUGCACACAUCUCAGGAGGGAUUUUGUUCCACUCCUCUUUGCAGAUCUUCUCCAAGUCAUUAAGGUUUCGAGGCUGACUUUUGGCAACUCGAACCUUCAGCUCCCUCCACAGAAUUUCUAUGGGAUUAAGGUCUGGAGACUGGGUAGGCCACUCCAGGACCUUAAUGUGCUUCUUCUUGAGCCACUCCUUUGUUGCCUUGGCUGUGUGUUUUGGGUCAUUGUCAUGCUGGAAUACCCAUCCACGACCCAUUUUCAAUGCCCUGGCUGAGGGAAGGAGGUUCUCACCUAAGAUUUGACGGUACAUGGCCCCGUCCAUCGUCCCUUUGAUGCGGUGAAGUUGUCCUGUCCCCUUAGCAGAAAAACACCCCCAUAGCAUAAUGUUUGGCGGUGGGGAUGGUGUUCUUGGGGUCAUAGGCAGCAUUCCUCCUCCUCCAAACACGGCGAGUUGAGUUGAUGCCAAAGAGCUCCAUUUUGGUCUCAUCUGACCACAACACUUUCACCCAGUUCUCCUCUGAAUCAUACAGAUAGAUGUUCAUUGGCAAACUUCAGACGGUCCUGUAUAUGUGCUUUCUUGAGCAGGGGGAUCUUGCGGGCGCUGCAGGAUUUCAGUCCUUCACGGCGUAGUGUGUUACCAAUUGUUUUCUUGGUGACUACGGUCCCAGCUGCCUUGAGAUCAUUGACAAGAUCCUCCCGUGUAGUUCUGGGCUGAUUCCUCACCGUUCUAAUGAUCAUUGCAACUCCACGAGGUGAGAUCUUGCAUGGAGCCCCAGGCCAAGGGAGAUUGACAGUUCUUUUGUGUUUCUUCCAUUUGCGAAUAAUCGCACCAACUGUUGUCACCUUCUCACCAAGCUGCUUGGCGAUAGUCUUGUAGCCCAUUCCAGCCUUGUGUAGGUCUAUAAUCUUGUCCCUGACAUCCUUGGAGAGCUCUUUGGUCUUGGACAUGGUGGAGAGUUUGGAAUCUGAUUGAUUGAUUGCUUCUGUGGACAGGUGUCUUUUAUACAGGUAACAAACUGAGAUUAGGAGCACUCCCUUUAAGAGUGUGCUCCUAAUCUCAGCUCGUUACCUGUAUAAAAGACACCUGGGAGCCAGAAAUCUUUCUGAUUGAGAAGGGGUCAAAUACUUAUUUAUACUUAUUUCCCUCAUUAAAAUGCAAAUCAAUUUAUAACAUUUUUGACAUGCGUUUUUCUGGAUUUUUUUGUUGUUAUUCUGUCUCUCACUGUUCAAAUAAACCUACCAUUAAAAUUAUAGACUGAUCAUGUCUUUGUCAGUGGGCAAACGUACAAAAUCAGCAGGGGAUCAAAUACUUUUUUCCCUCACUGUACAUAUCCCAACCAGAAGCCAUGGAUUACAGGCAACAUCUGCACUGAGCUAAAGGCUAGAGCUGCCGCUUUCAAGGAGAGGGACACUAAUCCGGACGCUUGUAAGAAAUCCCGCUAUGACCUCCGAUGAGCCAUCCAACAGGCAAAGCGUCAAUACAGGACUAAUAUCAAAACCUACUACGCCGGCUCUGAUGCUCGUCGGGUUUGGCAGGGCUUGCAAACUAUCACGGAUUGCAAAGGGAAACCCAGCCACGAGCUGCCCAGUGAUGUGAGUAGGGCUGUUGUGGGGACCCUAUUACGGCCACACCGGCAGUCAUGAGUCAUGACCGCAGUCAAAUUCCAUGUGACUGUUGAGUCACGAUAAUCUCCUUUUAUGCACUCUGGACAUGCGUUGGUAGUACCCAACUCACUAACAAGUGCCUAAUGGCCUGGUACUCAGUGCGCUAUUGUCCCUCAAACCACUCUGACAUCAAUGCAAAUGCAAUCGAAAAUCAGAUCAAACACGUAUCAUGAAAACAGUAUCAUGCUUUUAAAACUAACCAUUAGGCUAAAUUUUUUGACCUCACUGUGAUCAAUUUGAAGGUUCAACAACAGGUUGAAACAUUGGAAAACAUGGUCAUUGUGGAUUUGUUUCAAAGUCAAACAAUGAAAUGGACAGCACUUUCUAAGGUGAUCAUUAAUUCAAAGGAUUUAAGACGUUGCAUGUAGAACACAAUAUGCAUAUUACAGAUUAUGCAUAGGCCCAUAUAUGAGCCCAGCCCCCCCCCCCCAAAAAACAAAACUGAAUUUUACACAUGGCAUAUUACACAUGGCAGAAAAACUGAUUUUAAGAUGUCUUUGGUACAUAAUUGGUCUAGUUUAUACUCCCAAAUUAAACACAUUCUAGAAAUCACCUUUGAGUGUGCGCUGUAUUAUUAUGCAUACUGGAUGGCCUUGUUACCUUAUGCUAUACUGCAAACUUUCUAUCCAGAAGUCUGGGAGAGAACGUAUAGGCCUAGGAGAUGCUGUUGGUUCAUUGAUAGAAUAUGUAUUUGAUUUUGAAUAGCCUAGUAAUAGGGCAUGUUUUUAUAUUUUCAUAAUUAAUAGGCUGACACAUUACCUUUAGCUAUAGACUAUCUCACCACUGUGCGUUUCCAUCUCCUCUCUCUCUCCUUCAUUCCUUUCUCGAGCUCGCAGAUAAUUAAAUAUGUUUUGUUGUGAAAACAUGUUACUAUCAAUGUUCCUGAACAGAUUAGACUUGGUUUCCCAAAUUAAGCACUGGGUAGCUGCAGGAACAUGGUUGGAGAGCCCAUGGCAUAAAGAGUUUGGGAAGAACAGAGCGCAAGCUUUUUUGCUACUUUUUCAAAUAGUAAAUAGCCUAUAGUUGCAUCAUGCAUCCCAUAUAUGUUUUGAUUUCUAAGACAUUCUAAGGCUUAUCGUUCACAACUAAAUUAGCCAAAUAACUCUAAAUCUAGCGGAUAGGACCUGUUUCAAAUGAUCACUUUUAUGCUCGACACAGCCACUUCAUAUGCACACUCGCUCUGGAAUGGGAAAAAUAUCCUUUCUAUUUUUCUUCAGCUAAGUUCAAUUACAUUCUUGUUCUCUUUUUUUUACACACAUACACAUAUACACUACCGUUCAAAAGUUUGGGGUCACUUAGAAAUGUCCUUGUUUUUGAAAGAAAAUCAUUUUUUUUGUCCAUUAAACUAACAUCAAAUUGAUCCGAAAUACAGUGUAGACAUUGUUAAUGUUGUAAAUGGCUAUUGUAGCUGGAAACGGCUGAUUUUUAAUGGAAUAUCUACAUAGGCGUACAGAGGCCUAUUAUCAGCAACCAUCAGUCCUGUGUUCCAAAGGCACGUUGUGUUUGCUAAUCCAAGGUUAUCAUUUUAAAAGGCUAAUUGAUCAUUAGAAAACCCUUUCGCAAUUAUGUUAGCACAGCUGAAAACUGGCCUUCUUGAGACUAGUUGAGUAUCUGGAGCAUCAGCAAUUGUGGGUUCGAUUUCAGGCUCAAAAUGGCCAGAAACAAAUAACUUUCUUCUGAAACUCAUCAGUCUAUUCUUGUUCUGAGAAAUGAAGCAUAUUCCAUGCAAGAAAUUGCCAAGAAACUGAAGAUCUCGUACAACGCUGUGUACUACACCCUUCACAGAACAGCGCAAACUGGCUCUAACCAGAAUAGAAAGAGGAGUGGGAGGCCCCGGUGCACAACUGAGCAAGAGGACAAAUACAUUAGUGUCUAGUUUGAGAAACAGACGCCUCACAGGUCCUCAACUGGCAGCUUCAUUAAAUAGUACCCACAAAACACCAGUCUCAACGUCAACAGUGAAGAGGCGACUCCGGGAUGCUGACCUAGGCAGAGUUGCAAAGAAAAAGUCCAGUGUCUGUGUUCUUUUGCCCAUCGUAAUCUUUUAUUUUUAUUGGCCAGUCUGAGAUAUGGCUUUUUUUUUCUUUUUUUUAAGUACUCAAUUUAUUGAAAAUUGCUGAAGUCAAGGAACUUCAUAUCCAUAUGGGGUUGUAGUUUCUACCACUUCUCCAAAUGUACUGGAAAGGGCUGCACCCUUCAGGCCUUCUAAAACAGGCAGAUGGCUGUGGAGACAGAAAUCCCUGACAAGCAAAGUGUUCCAGACCAUUACACCAUCCAGUCAACUUGUUCUACAAUAGGAUACUUUAUGGAUUCACUGGGGAUCUGGGUUUCAGAGUUUGCCACUAUUGUGAGCGGUCCAAGAACAGCGUUUUGAACCAAGCCCUCGGGUUAUGAAUGCAAUAUGGCUUUUUCUUUGCAACACUGCCUAGAAGGUCAGCAUCCCGGAGUCGCCUCUUCACUGUUGGGACUGAUGUUUUGUGGGUACUAUUUAAUGAAGCUGCCAGUUGAGGACCUGUGAGGCGUCUGUUUCUCAAACUAGACACUCAAAUGUAUUUGUCCUCUUGCUCAGUUGUGCACAGGGCCUCCCACUCCUCUUUCUAUUCUUGUUAGAGCCAGUUUGCGCUGUUCUGUGAAGGGAGUAGUACACAGCGUUGUACGAGAUCUUCAGUUUCUUGGCAAUUUCUCGCAUGGAAUAGCCUUCAUUUCUCAGAACAGGAAUAGACUAUUUCAGAAUAACAUUUUAUUUAUUUAUUAUUAUUAUUUUUGUAGGGGGUAGAUCAGCUUUAAUAUUGCAGAUAGAUUGUAACUUCCAUCAAUGUAAUUGUCUGCAUCACUUCCAAUCCCCCAUAUGUUUUUUUUCUCGCAUAUACAUAUAUAUAUACAUACAUAUAUACACAUACAUUUCCUUUUUAAAAAUAUAUUUCCCUUUAUUACUUUACAACCCCACCACCCCUUCCCUAAUUGGAGCAAACUAGUGAACAACAAUGCUUAGGCCUCUAAUUCCAGCUUAUACAUACUAUAUACAUUUUAUGGACACAGUCAAUUUUACAAUAAUUAUAUUUUGUUCUUUUUUACUCCUGAACUUCCUCUACCCUCAACCUCUCCGAUCAUUUUCAUGAUGUCCAUCCGGUUUGCUUCUAUAUGCCAUAUCUUUCUAACUGUGCUCUUUCACAAAAGUUCUCAAUCUAUUACCUAUAUACUUAUUAUGGACACAGUAUGCUUACAUUAUUAGUUAACUUGUUGUUAUUAGUUGUUGUUAGUUGUUAUUAGUCCCAUCCUUCAACUCCAUUCAACACCACCCAUCUAUCUCUUAACACCAUCCAUAUUGGAUUUCUAUUUGCCAUAUAUUUUUCAACAAAAGUUCUAAACCCUUCUAUUAUCAUUGACUAUGACUUUUCAGAUCACCCAGUAGUGCUAUCUGCAGGGUUAGCGCCAGGUAAAUAUUGCAAUCCUUCAGCCAUUCCUGGACCUGUGACCAAAAACAAGCCACAAAUGGACAGUACCAAAACAAAUGAUCUAAUGAUUCUGUCUCUUCGCAGCAAAAUCUGCAGAGCUGGGAAGAUUGUAUCCCCCAUAUAAAUAACAUUAUAUUGGUAGCAAGAAUUUUGUAUAAUAAUUUAAAUUGAAAGAUUCUAAGUUUUGAAUCCGGCGUCGUUUUGCGUAUCAGUUCACAAUGCCAUGGAAUCGGUACGUCAAAAAUCUCUUCCCAACUAUUUUGCAAUCUAUACGGGUCAGCUGUAAAUCUUUUGGUUCUUAAAUGAAACUUGUAUACUUUUUAUUUAUCACAAUUUUCUUUAACCAAUUAUGUUCUUUAAAGCAGGGCCAACAGACAAGUUCCUUACUUUUUCCCCCUUCCACUUUCCUCUUCCAUUUUUGCAGUAAUGCUGCAAUUAUUUGGUUGUAAGUUUGGGUAGAGCAGACAUUUCCAUAUGUUUUUGUUAGCUGCAUGUGCGAUAUAACUCCACCAGUCCUACCUAUGAUAUCAUUUACGAAGAUUAUACCUUUUUUAAAACAUUUUUUCAAAAAAUACUGGCUUUUUAUCAAUUACAUUUUUUUGUCAUUUAGAAGACGCUCUUAUCCAGAGCGACUUACAGUUAGUGAGUACAUAAAACAUUUUUUUUUUCAUACUGGCACCCUGUGGGAAGCUCAGUGUUCAACACCAUAGUGCCCUCCAAGCUCAUCACUAAGCUCAGGACCCUGGGACUGAGCAUCUCCUCCUGCAACUGGAUCCUGGACUUCCUGACGGGCCUUCCCCAGGUGGUGAGUGUAGGCAUCAAUACAUCUGCCAUGCUAACCCUCAACACAAGGACCCCUAAGGGGUGCGUGCUUAGUCCCCUCCUGUACUCCCUGUUCACCCACGACUGCAUGGCCGUGCACAACUUCAACACCAUCAUUAAGUUUGCUGACGACACAACAGUGGUAGGCCUGAUCACCAAUGUCGAUGAGACAACCUAUAGGGAGGAGGUCAGUGACCUGGAAGUGUGGUGCCAGGACAACAACCUCAACAUCAGCAAAGCAAAGGAGCUGAUCGUGGACUACAGGAAACGAAGGGCAGAGCACGCCCCCAUCCACAUCGAUGGGGCAGUAGUGGAGCAGGUCGAGAGCUUCAAGUUCCUCGGUGUCCACAUCACUAAGGAAUUAACAUGAUCCACACACACCAACACAGUCGUUAAGAAUGCACGACAACGCCUCUUCCCCCUCAGGAGGCUGAGAAGAUUUGGCAUGGGCCCUCAGAUCCUCAAAGUUCUACAGCUGCACUAUUGAGAGCAUCUUGACUGGCUGCAUCACCGCUUGGUAUGGCAACUGCUUGGCAUCCGACCACAAGGUGCUACAGAGGGUAGUGUGUACCUCCCAGUACAUCACUGGGGCCGAGCUCCGUUCCAUCCAGGACCUCUAUACCAGGCAGUGUCAAAGGAAGGCCCUAAAAAAAAUUCAAAGACUCCAGCCUCCCAAGUCAUAAACUGUUCUCUCUGCUACCGCACGGCAAGAAGUACCGAUGCACCAAGUCUGGUACCAACAGGACUUAUCAAUACUUAUUGUGUAUUUAUUCCUUGUUAUUAUUUUUCUAUUGUUCUAUUUUUCUCUCAGCAUUGUUGGGAAGGGCCCGUAAGUGAAAAUUUCACUGGUUUGUUUACAAAGCGUGUGCUCCUGUAAGUCGCUCUGGAUUACAGGCUGUAUCACAACCGGCCGUAAUUGGGAGUCCCAUAGGGCGGCGCACAAUUGGCCCAGCGUCGUCCGGGUUUGGCCGGUGUAGGCCGUCAUUGUAAAUAAGAAUUUGUUCUUAACUGACUUGUCUAGUUAAAUAAAGGUUAAGUAAAAUAAAAAUAAAAGCGUCUGCUAAAUGACUAAAAUGUAAAUGUAUUUAAAGGUAUAACAUCGAUUCAUAUCUGAUGUGGAUUAUAAACAACAGCAUAUUUGGUGUCUAGUGUGUGAGCCUACUAUCCUCCUUAUAUGGUGUCUAGUGUGUGUGCCUACUAUCCUCCUUAUAUGGUGUCUAGUGUGUGAGCCUACUAUCCUCCUUAUAUGGUGUCUAGUGUGUGUGCCUACUAUCCUCCUUAUAUGGUGUCUAGUGUGUGUGCCUACUAUCCUCCUUAUAUGGUGUCUAGUGUGUGUGCCUACUAUCCUCCUUAUAUGGUGUCUAGUGUGUGUGCCUACUAUCCUCCUUAUAUGGUGUCUAGUGUGUGUGCCUACUAUCCUCCUUAUAUGGUGUCUAGUGUGUGAGCCUACUAUCCUCCUUAUAUGGUGUCUAGUGUGUGUGCCUACUAUCCUCCUUAUAUGGUGUCUAGUGUGUGAGCCUACUAUCCUCCUUAUAUGGUGUCUAGUGUGUGUGCCUACUAUCCUCCUUAUAUGGUGUGGAAGUGGUUCAUCAGGUUACAACAUGUUCAUCACACAAGUUACUUCAGAAAUGGACUGUUAUCUUCUUAGAAUGGCAUUCUUUUCCCCUGUCUCUCCCUGCCUUACCUCAUCUGCUUUGUCCUCUCUCUCUGUGUCGCUGUGUUUGUGUGUCUGUCUGUCUCUGUGUAUGUCCAUUCCUCUUAGUCCCCUAUCUUUUGUCCUUUCCCCUUCAUCUGAACUAUCCCCAUCUUGUCCCUUUUAAUAAUGUACAUUUCACAGUCCCACCAUGUCUAAUUAGUUAGGGUCAGAACAGAAUAGUGAAGAGUUGUACUUCUGUCUUCCUGUAGGGACGGAGUGGAGGUGCUGCUGACAGACUGUUCUGUUCCAUCUGAGGAGUUUGCCUAUGGACGUUCCAAGAUCUUCAUCAGGAACCCCAGAACGGUAGAAUGACAUUGCAUAAGCACGCCCAGUUGACCUGGAACCUGUCACUAUCGCUGAUAGUAUUAACAGUACUACUUUAUGUUUUUUUUACGUUAGAUUUAGAAAGAGGGUUUACUGCCAAGGAUGUGAAAUAACUUUGAAAAGAGCAGCAUGCUCUGUAACUGGCAUUUUUCCAGUUUUAUAAGUACGGAAGUCGUAAAUUUAGCCAUAGAUCAUAGAUGUGAGGAGACUUGGAUGUAUUCAUAUACAGUAUGGCUAAUGCCAUAAUCCAGUGGGCUCAUGCUGUUAUGUUUGACUGCAUUAAAAGGCUUCUGAAAGCAGGAAGUCGUGCUCUGCUGAGCCCCUCUCUACUAAUUACAACACUUAACCAACAUUCUGGAACAUUCUGAAAACACAUGGUUUCAUUUAUCAAUUCUAGGGCUGACCCCAUUUAGUCGACUAGUCGAUUGUUUGGUCGAUAGGCUAUUGGUGGAACAAAAAAUUAUGGCACAUGAGACACCUGUCUGAUUCAUGCCUGUCUGAGUGGACUAAUCCAUUGCGGAGGCCGUGGCGAUGGCACACCAAUAUCACCAGUAGUACAUUUACCGUUAAUUAACAUAAUUUCUCAUCUACAAUGUUUGUUUGGUUACGGUAAUUUCUGUUAAUGCAUUCAAUAUAUUAUUGUUACAGUCUUACUGUUGUCAUUGUAGGAGUGGACACGUUGUUUGCAAGAGCGCACAACCUAGGCUACACUUGUGAGGAAAAACGUUUUGGUCUGUGAAUUUUGUUUGGAGCGCUCCUGUCAAUCUUGAGUAAAGACACGCACCUGAUUACGCAUAGAAGUAGGCCUAGGCUACCUGGCCUGCAUGCAAAUGUAGGUCUAUAAAUGUGCCCAUUUACCAUCACUGUGGAGCUUCUCAAAGUAUUUUUUGUCUUUGCCUCAAACAGCAAGUAAAAUAAGUCUGUUUUUACAUCCAUUGAUAAUGACAAUAGUUUCUCAACGUAGCCUAUUUGAAAAAUCUUUCCAACUCUCUCCCUUUCGAUAACCACUCAACAUGAAAAGUAACAUGCUUGGAUCCGGUGGAAACGUCAUAAAAUAGGCCUACCUGAUUACUUCUUAUCCCUUGCACAAAUAGCCUACCACUAUGUCUGUCUUUCCGGAGCUCACUGACAUUCUGAGGUCCCAGAAUAUUUUAUACAGUGUUGCAAGUUUGCUAGCAAGAGCUUCGGGUGGACCAAGUUGAUACAAUGUUUCAAGUUCCUUGCAGACAGGCCAUGCGUAGCCAAUGUUAUUUAUAGGAUAUUUAUUUUUAUCCGGAUAUUUUCUACCUGCGGGCUGCACUGUUUUUAUUUGUUGGCUUAACGUAGGCAAUUGUUACAUAUUAGCAAUGGCAAUAAAAGUUACUUUUAGAUUUGUAUCAAUUUCAUUUAUAUAGAAUUUUGAUUUUGAGAUAUGAAGACUACAUUAUAAAUGAAACUGUUCCACAAAAAUGUGCAUAUGAAAAUCAUAACUGGCACGCAGAUCAGUAAAAAUGGUACGAUAACUUGGCAAUCCAAAUGGAAAAGGUUGCCGACCGCUGGUGUAGCCUAUUACUGGCAACUUCAGGAACCAGCAGCCGCGGGAGGAGGAGGAGGAGGAGGAGGAGGAGGAGGAGGGGGGUCGGGUCGGGUCGGGAACAGGUUUUUUUCUUCUGGUUAAGCUAUAUUGAUCUCUAGCUCCCUCUAGUAAUUUGUGUCUUAAUUUGUAUUUGCAGUGCUUAAAGAAUCGGACAAGCUCAGUAGCCUACAUAUAGUUGAUUUUAUUCAAACAGGGUGAGUCUAUAUAUGGAAAAAUAAACGUUUUAAAAUUUGACCAAACAAUUGGUCGAAAGGACGGAUGAAUCUCGGUCGACCAAUAUUUUUUUUAGUUGGUGACAGCCCUAAUCAAUUCUAUCCAUUAUACGGCGACGCAGUCAGGACCAUGGGAAAAAAUGAACAUUUAGGCCUAUUUUCCAUGGUAGCAUGGGCUUUUAAGAACAUGCAGUGGUGGGUGGAACAAUGGACUCUUGUCAGUCCAGGAGCCAGUCUAAACAAAGCUAUUAAAGCAUGAUCUCAUAUGGGUGUGCCUUUAUCCUUGAUCUACUGUACCUUCUUACCAGGUUAGCUAAGUAUCUCCAUCUCUGUUGUACAGUGAAGCUACAGUUCAAUCAGGGUGGUGGUAGGGUGGGGACUAGUCUAGGUCACUAAACUCUCAUCCCCUAGGUCUCUGUCUGCAACGGUCUUUGUGGUGGAGAAUGUGUUUGGGCAGCUAUAGAAGCUCUUAUCAUUCUAAAGAUUUUGUGCUGUCUGCAAAACCACACAAUAUUGUCCCAAAAUGACAUCCUGUCUCAAUUAAAUUAAAUUAAUUAAAAUGUCCUCUCAUUCCUAAAUUGUACAGACUAUGCUGAUGUUCUUAGUAUCCUAGUACAUCUUCAUGUUCCUAUCAUCCUCUUGAUGCCCUCUUCCUGUGUCCCCAGCUGUUCACUCUGGAGGAGAGGAGGAGGGCAUGUCUGGAGGACCUGGCAACCCUGAUCCAGAAGAUCUACCGGGGGUGGAAGUCUCGUACUCACUUCCUGCUGCUGAAGAAGAGCCAGGUGGUGGUGGCAGCCUGGUACCGCAGAUAUGCGGUGAGUUAGCUUGUCUCAACUAUGCACACACACGCACAUACAGAACUUCAUACCGGUUGAAAUGUUUAAGAUAUGAGUGCAUCCGUCUGUGGGAGCCCAAUCUGAUCCAAAUGUAGCAUGCAUCGGUCAGAAAAUCAAUUCAAAUGUAACAAUACCUCAUCUUUUGUUACAACUGCGUCCUCUCUUUCAUGUAAGCAUGUUGACAGUCAUUGGUCUACAAGUUAUUUUGCAUGCUGAACAACCCUUGGUAAUAUCAGUAGCUUAGUCAAACUGCGCGCUGUGCACAGCUUCACUCUCUGACCAAUGAGAGGUAGGCCUAUUCUUGAUCUGGUACAUCUGCAUGUCACCUUCAGCAUUCAAAUGUUUGUAAAAUGGCUUUUGCAAUAUUAGGCUUUAUUAGUUGAGUGACAACCAAUGUAAUUUUCUAGGUUAUUUUGAUCAAAUGCGCUGUUGAAAAUAAAGGUAGCAUAAGCUAUCGCCGGAGACACAACUCUCAUCUGGCUAUAGGUAGGCUACAUGCUGAUCGGGGCUUAGGCUACAUUAGAUUUUAUUUUGAUUGUUCAGGUUGACUAUCAGCAGUAGUUUUGGUAGUUUUGCUUGAAACAAACAGUGUAUAUGGUCAUUUUUAGAUAUAGUUGAUCAUUUCUCAUAAUAAGGACAUUUUAAAUUUUAGUCAUUUAGCAGACGCUCUUAUCCAGAGCGACUUACAGUUUAGUGAGUGCAUACAUUUUCAUACUGGACAAAAAUUACUUUUGCUACCCGCACUGCAUGAUCGAAGCAGGAGAAGAAGAGAAGCUCACUCCAACACUUAGUUUUCAAAACGGUCGAAACCAUUUGAUUAUGAGACAGGGGUGAAAUCCAAAGUUGUGCUAUAUAUUCAUUGGCUAUGUCAAUGGCUAUAACUGAUAGUGGGGUGGUAGAGGCCCAGUUUCCCUUAUGGCUCAGGUGUCUAUAUACAUCAUAGACAUAUACAUAUUUUACACACAGACAGACAGACACAGACAGACACACAGACAGACACACAGACAGACACACAGACAGACACACAGACAGACACACAGACAGACACACAGACAGACACACAGACAGACACAGACAGACAGACAGUGUCUGUCUGUGUCUCUGUCUGUCUGUCUGUCUGUAAAAUAUGUAUAUGUCUAUGAUGAGAUUUUAAUUUAAAAUGGAAAUUAAUUAAUCCGAAUCGCACCGAAUUGUUUAAAACUAAAACCUUUCUUUCCUGUAUCAUAUCGGAGCCCGUGUAUCUAGAUGCGUAUCGAAUCGUCUUGAAAGGAAAAUGUGCACAUGCCUAAUAUGGUAGCUAUCGAGCUUAGAUGUCUGUGUUUCGAACGUACUUAUUGUCAAUUGAGCUCAGGGUUUUUUGCCUUCUCCUGUUGCAGCAACAAAAUAAAUAUCAGAAGAUCAAGAGUGCUACACUAGUGAUGCAGUCCUUCAUCAGAGGGUGGAAGGUAUGUCCAUGUCCACAUACCAGUCAAACACUAUAAGAAAGCAUGUUUUUCUGUGAUAACGCUGUUGUAAAGGCAUGUUUAAAAACAAUAGUUUUUCUUCAGGCCCGCAACAUCUUGCGGCAGCUGAAAUACGAGAUGAGAUGCAAGGAGGCUGUGACUACCAUUGCAGCGUACUGGCACGGGAAUCAGGUACUCGCUCAAACACUACCUGAUGUCAACAUAAUGAUUAGACAAUGUAAAGACAUGUAUAGAAUGAAGAUAUUGGGAGCUCUUGAUUAUGGACAUCCACUGCCUUUUGCUUUUACAAGGUUUGUCUGCCAUAAAGCCAGGUAAGGAAAUACUAUAUUAUAAGACAUGGCUCUGCUCAGGUCUCCCAGCUAUACUAAAAGCUAAACUAGAGCAAUUUCAAAGCUUUUUCCUCUUUAGUCUUCUUCUACUGUCGCUGAUCUUACCACCGCUGCUUUUCUCACACUCUUUUUCACUAUCUUCCCCCCUCUCUCUAAUUCUUCCCUCCUAACCUCACUCUCCUCCCUCCAUCCUUCCACCCUCCCGGCCACCCCCAGGCUCGGAUGGAGCUGCGGCGCUUAAAGACGGAGGCGCGGAAUAAGCGUGCUGUGUCUGUCAUAUGGGCAUACUGGCAGGGGACCAAGGUAUUUAAGCCGGUUGCCAUUGUCGUGUUUUGCCAUCCCAGCUGUCCGUCAUCCCCCAUGUCCCACCCCUCCCCUUGAAACUGACCAAUUGAAUGGCUCCUCCUCGUCCCGCCGUUGUCACUUUGGUCCACUAACGUCCCUUACCAGUGUCUGGUGUUUGUAACUCAUCUGUUUUAUUGACCCUUUAAUAGGUGUCAUUUGGGGGAUACUGGGCGGCUAACCUUAUACCACUAACAUCUAUUUACCCUUCAACUUAAAAACCUCUGUUUGCUAGUCCUCUGUUACUGCUAUGGUGCCUUCCUUACAUUCUCCCUUUAGGAACAACAGCAAGUCCCACAACACAAUACUCCUUUCCAUUCCCUUGUCUAUGUCUGUUGUUUUCUUGAUGUUUGUCAUUGCAUUCCUCUGUAAUCUGUUUUAAUGAGAAACAUGACGGAUAGUACAUGAUAAUGUACGUACAGUAUCCAAUCAGAAUGAAUAUCAUGUUUUCACUUUGAUGUAAUAAUUCUGAGGACUGUGCUGAGAAUAGACUGUAUUCCAUGUGCCACUACAGAAACACACAGAGCAGGGUUAGAAAUUCAAAUUCCAAUUAUCUUCAAUGCUUUUCAAUGAGGAAAAUUUGGAAUUGGAAUUUGGUUUACUUACUGAAUUGACUGGAAUUUAAAUGGAAUUGGCCACAACCCUGAUAGAGAUCCACUGAUCAUAUAGCCUAAUGGUCAUAGUACAUACCACCAUUAGCACUUUAUUGACUUUUAAAGUGCUAUAUGUUUUAGAGGCCACAUAUAAUCCUUUAAAACAGGCCAUGCACAACAUGUCAUGUUUUAUGGGCAUUUAACAACAACAAGGUUGCAGAUCAACCCUUUCCUGCUAUCCAUUGAAAAAUAACCUUUAAAACUAUUUUGUAACUCUGCAUGAUCUUAUCUAAAGGCAUUACAGCCACACUCACCAGAUAAUCAUCAAAGGCCUUGUAUUGCCACAUGUUGCAUGACCAAAGCAGUCGCGUGUGGCUUAAUUUAUCGACUAAUUGGCCCAUCUGAUUGGUGGAUCUAGUCUAGUUUCUUAGUCUGGGCAAGGCCCACUGUACUGGCACUGAAUCAGGCUAUCAGAGUGGCGUCAGUGAGUUAUGUGAGACCAUGCCAAGUUCUAAUGGGGUAUCAAAUGGCCAUAUGCAGUAGUCACAAAGUUUAAUGAAUAUAAUCGAUCAGAUACUAUACUGUAUACAAUUAACUUCUGUCUACAUCAGGAAAACCUGGACUUUUGUACUAAUGUUGCUAGUUCAUCAAAUCAAGCUUUAUUUAUACAGCACAUUUCAGACAUGGAAUGCAAUGCAAUGUGCGUCACAGGAAAAAACUAAUAAAAACUGAAAUAUUUACUACACAACAAACAUAACAGGAUAAAAAACAAAAGAAUAACAACAACUGAAUGACUGAAAAGCAACCUAAGGAAAAGCAAAGCUAAAAAGGUGUGUUUUAAGAUCUCUUUUUAAUAUUUCCACAGUUUCGUCUCCCCUCAGGUUCUCUGGCAGGCUGUUGCAGAGGCUAGGGGCAUAAUAACUAAAGGCUGCCUCCAUGCCUUUUGGUCUUAGGCUUUAGGAUAGUUAAAAGGCCAGUGCCAGAAGACCUGAGGGACCUACUGGGUACAUAAUUUAAAAGCAUGUCUGACAUGUAUUGGGGUGUACAAUCGUGGAUUGAUUUAAAAAACAAUAGAAGAAUCUUUAAAUUAAUUCAAAAACUCACAGGCAGCCAGUGCAAAGACCUUAAAACCGGUGUAAUGUGUGUUCUCCGUCUGGUCUUGGUCAGUACCCGUGCUGCAGCAUUCUGUAUGUUUUGCAGUUGACCAAUGGCUUUCUUGGAGAGCAUCACAGCAGUCAAGCCUGCUUGUAAUAAAAGCAUGGAUGAGUCUCUCUGUAUCAGCCUGAGAGAGAAACGGCUGCACCUUGGCAAUGUUCCUCAGGUGGUGACAUUAGGUCACAUUCCUAAUGUGUGAUUCAAAAUUGAGUUCAGAAUCUAAAGUAACACCUAGGUUUUUUACCUGGUGUUUUAUCUUUAUUGACCGUGAAUUAAACAUAUAUAAACAUAUAUAAACUGAACAGUACCAGACCCAAAAUUGAACCUUGUGGAAUGCCACGUGAUAUGUAUUUUCUCUGAGUUAUGUUCACCAAGGGUGACAAACUCUUGACUGGUUAAAUAGGUCCGAAACCAAUUUAGAACUGGACCGGAGAGGCCAACCCACCUCUCCAGUCUGUCCUAAAGAACAUAAUUUUCAACAGUGUCAAAUGCAGCACUUAAAUCCAAGAAUACAAGGACAGAGAGCUGUUUGGCGUCUGUGUUGUUUCUAAGAUAAUUUACCACUUUAACUAAGGCAGUCUCUGUGUUGUUGUGGGCACAAAAAACUGAUUGACAUUUAUUUUAAAUGCAGUUGGCAUUUUAAAAAAAUCAUUUGGCUGUUUGAAAACCAAUUUCUCCAGAAUUUUGCUUAAGAAUGGAAGGUUGGAGAUUGGCCAAAAAUUGCUAAGAGCUGAAGAAUCUAGAAUAUUUUUCUUCAGAAGGGGUUUCACCAUAGCAGUUUUUAGUGCAGUGGGGAAAGUGCCUAUGAACAGGGAGUGAUUAACAAUAGCUUGCACUUCUUCAGAUAUGCAAUUAAAUGUGGUUUUGAAGAAGAAGGUGGUGGGGAUAGGAUCGAGAAGGCAGGUAGAAGGCUUAAGUUGUGAUAUCACUUUCCUGAGCAUGUCUGUGUCAACCAGGGAAAAUAAAUCCAUAGUGCCUUUGCGUGGUAGGCUAGGGAACAUAUCAUCAAACUUCUCAUCAGGUCUUGCUUGAUUGAUACCCAGCCUAAUGUUCGUUAUCUUAUCUCUGAAAUAUGCUGCAAACUCAUCACAUUUAGAUGUGGAGGAAAGUUCACAUAGGUUUGCGGGGGUAGGAUUUAUCAGGCUAUCAAUGAUCGGGAAGACCCCUGUCGAAUUAUUCUGUUUAUUAGUGAUCACUGUCAUUAGCUCCAACGGGUAGCUAAUGUUUUCCUCCAUUGUCUUAAUCUUUUAAUCUUUCUGCUACUUCAUUGCCGGGUAGGCUACAUAUUUCUGUCUGUCUGCUUCUUAUUUCUACCAACACCAAUCCCAAUGGGUAUAUUCCUCCCAAAACACAAUAAACCCAACCCCACCACUUCCCCAGGCUCGGCGAGAACUGCGGCAUCUAAAGAAGGAGGCGCAAGAAAAGCACGCUGUGUCUGUCAUUUGGGCCGGCUGGCAGGGGACCAAGGUAUUUGGGAAGCAGCCUGUUAACUAUAUCCAUCCAUAUCCCGCUGCCCGCCCGCCUGCCAUUUUCCCAUUUCUCCAUCAGAUCCAACCAGACAGAUGCCAGACCCCUGCAUUAGCUAAACAAUGGUCUGGAGAGACUACGAAUGUCUCUCUAGCUAUCCUUCCCAUUACCACCACCCAUCCCAUCUAUAUUGCAUGACAAGGUGCCAUACGAACCCCUCAUCCAAUGUCACAUUGCAUGCUAAAACAGAAUCGGGAGGAGGGGGUCUCAUUUAGCCUACUGGACUGGCGCAAGACCCCUAAACACCCAUGCUGGCUCUUUCAGCCUAGCUAGCUGCUAUUUAGUCUUUAGUGGUUUAAUGGAAGAUAUCUAGAGAUGGAUGGCUGGAGUUUUGGUUAACCUUGGCUCUGGUAGAUAAUAGACAGGCCUGGGCACUAGGGGAAAGGGUGGGGGAGGGUUGGGGUAAGGGUGAAUAUACAGUCACUUAAGCCUCUUUGCUGCGCAGCCUGAUGGAUUAUAGCUGAUCCAGACUGACACCGGGAGAGGAAGGCGGGUGAGGAAGGCGGGGGAUGGCAGGGGGGGAUGUUGCCACGCACUUGACUGGCAUCACACACACAGUGUCUGGAACCUUGGAUGAACCCUGCCCUACCCCAAACCAUCAACACACUCACACUCCGCUAUCCUGGCAUCGCUUUCUCCUCCCUUGUUACCAAAGGUCAGGAUGUUUGGGUGUGUUGUGUUUCUUAUCCUCCCUGAGGCCCAUGCCUCACCUUUUACAACCUCUAUCUGCAGGAUGUCUGCUCUCUCUCUCUCUCUCUCUGCAUGCUGUUCUCAUCAUAAGUUGCAUGCUACGCCUCUUUGCUUGCUGAUUCCUUGAGGCUUGCAGUGAUUUUUAUUUCAGUGUGCAAUGUAUGGAACCUUGGAGAGACCUCCGGACUGACUUGUGUUACCUUUAACGUUGUACUUGGCUCCUGGCCAACAGAGACAUGUCUGUUUCAAUCUAAAAGGCUCUAGUCAAUGUCGAUGUACAGUACAUAAUCAAACUACACUAUUAUUAUAAUGUCUAUUUCAUGAUAAUUGCAUUCUUCCCAUAGUGGGUUAAAUCGUCUUCAGGAUCUUGGUAACUAGACAGGGCUCUUGUGUGACGGGUGUCCUUACACAGGCCAGUAUCUCUUCCUCCAUAUCAGUCUCUUAUUAUUCCCUCCUUUCAAUCUUUCCUUCCUUCCCUCUCUUUCCUCCCUUCUUCCCAAAAGGCACGCAGGGAGCUGAGGAGCCUGAAGGAGGAGGCCAGGCGUAAGCACGCCGUCGCCGUCAUUUGGGCCUACUGGCUGGGACUCCAGGUAUAUCUGCCCAGCCUACCCUACCCUCCAGCCACCCUUCUAACCUAACCAGCCACUCCUUUCUACCCUAACCAGCCACCCCUUACACUGCCAAGACACUCCCUCUUACCCUCUCAGCCACUCCCCUGUCUUUGGUGUUGGAGGGGUAGGCAUACUUCACAUAACCAGCAUGCAGCCAGCCUCAGCCUGUCAAAAACUUGGGAGCCCCCUGGACCAACGACACAGUGAUGACACAGUUCAUGCAUGCGAGCUCCAGAGUGACUGAUUUGAUAUCUGGGCAGUCCAGUACCAAAAGAUAUGCCCUCCUACCUUCCUUCCCCUCCUGUAUCCCUGCAGUGACACACAUUACGUUCCACGUCCAGUGGUUAGAGGAUUAAGGCGUACCGUGAGGUGUAAUGUAUGUCUCUCCCACUCUUUCCAUGAGUCCAGCAGGGCUUUAGAUAAGCUGGCUAUGGCUGGUUAUAAUUGAUUCACAGAUGCUCUUUAUAUUUUUUUAUUUUAUGUUUCUGCUCGUUCCUGAAUACUGCAGCCUCUUAACAGAGAGGUCAAAGACACUACUGACCCUGACUGACAUGGAUGUCUGUCUGUCUCUGUGUCAGUCUGUCUCUCUGUGCAUGAUAAGCUGUCUAACCCUCUACAUUUCUUGUUGUCUGAUGCUAUAUCUACUCCAUUCUUCAGUCAUUUUCACAUGUAUUAUUGUAGUCUGAGUGGCCCCAAUCCUCUCAUCACAUUAAUUGACUGCACAAUGUGCACGUCACCUUUGCGCAUCAGAGCAGCUCUCAGAACCUGUUUACGAUUCAUUGACUCCAUUCAGUGUGAUUUAAAUUGACCACCUCAUCAAUUAACUAUGUAACAUCUCAUUUUCAGCAAAACCAUUUAGGAGAAAAUUCCAUUCUGAAUGAAGUUGAGUUGAGUGCUCAACAGAUGUACCUAGAAGCUUUUCCCUCCCAUUGUUUGUAUGAUAUUGCUUGGGUUCAUUGUAACUAACCACAUCUGCCUGUUCUAGUUAUCACCACUGUAAUCUCUUCUCUAUUGGCCCCAUGCCUCAAAUCAGAUGACUAUGGUGAUGGAUGAUUGACGGCCAGUUGUCUCCUUGCUUACAGGUCCGCCGGGAGUACAGGAAGUUCUUUAGGGCCAACGCUGGAAAGAAAAUCUACGACUUCACCAUCCAGAGAAUCGUAAGUAGAAGCAUGAAUGUAGCCUGGUCCCAGAUCUAUUAGUGCGGUCUUGCCAAGUUGGCAAGUCCACACAAUCAGAUCUAGGACAAGUCUAGAAUGAAUGAGUCGUCUAUCCCUUUAACAUUUAACAUUUUAGUCAUUUAGCAGACGCUCUUAUCCAGAGCGACUUACAGUUAGUGAGUGCAUACAUUUUUGAAUACUUUAAGCACUGAUUAAUAGUGUCCAUCUGAAUCACUAAGGGACGGUUUCCCGGACACAGAUUAAGCCUAGACCUGGAGUAAAAAUCACAUUAAAUGGAGAAUCUCCAUUGAACAUGCUUCCCGGAUUAGGCUUGAACUUUGUCCGGGAAACCAGCGUUAUAUGUUCCUGAAGGUCAACAGUAAUCCAAGUCUGAAAGGGAUGUAUUGAAUAUAUGCCUGUCUCCCUCCCUCCCUCCAGAUGCAGAAGUACUUCCUUGGUCUGAAGACCACCACUAUGUCCCCCAUGGACAACACCUGGCCGGCCCGGCCUUAUGGCUUCCUGGAGGGAGCUCACACUGAACUCAGGAGGAUCUUCCACCUCUGGAGGGUCAGUUAGUUAUUAUCUUUGGCUGUUCUUUCAAGGGGUCAUCACUGAUCUUACAGGUUAAAGGGUCAAGUUGUUGUAUAUGCCACUACCCAGCGGGCAAAUCUGGUUGCUAGGAUGUCAUUAUUACCAGAUUACAACCUCAUUGUAAACUGGUUGUACUGAUGUACAACCGGCUUUGCCCGCUGUCUUUAUAGCUUACAGUAUGAGGGACAUUAAUACAACAAAUUUCCCAUGGAUUGAUGAAGGAUCUUUUGAAUUAUCAGUGCAAGAAAUACCGGGGCCAGUUCACCGAGGAGAAGAAGGCUGUGUAUGAGGAGAAACUGGAGGCCAGUGAGAUCUUCAAGGACAAGAAGGCUCUGUACCCCAGCAGGUAUAUCAUAUUUUCCUCUUUGAUUCACACAUGACAUAAUGUUUGACGUGAAGAUAAUGUUGCAAGCUAAUUUUACUAGCAGCCAUUUUAGCUCCUUUUUCCUGAGUAUAAUCAAUGCAUUGCAGUGAUUUCCUCUCUGUUGUGUCCUUGGGUCCAUGAAAGCGCUAUAUAAAAUGCAUUAUUAUUGUUUCAGUGUGAGCCAGCCUUUCAAAGGAGACUAUCUGGAGAUCCAGAAGAACCCCAAGUACCAGAAGCUGAAAAGUGCUGUGGAGGAGAAGGUGCUACUGGCUGACUUGGUGAACAAGAUCAACAGGGCCAACGGCAAGGCAAGUACCUUUCUCAAAGUACCUUACCUCAGCAAAAUCAGCCGUCUCUCUGUCACAUUUACGACUGUUAAUUUAACUGUACUGAAGCCUGAGGGAGUCAACAGUCUGACAGGCCUGAGCACAGUUCAUAUGGCUCAAACUCUUCAGAGUCAUAGCUUUAUUAUUAGAGGAUGUCUGUAACUAUGCUGUACAGUAGUCAAAGGAAAAUAUUUAUAUUUCACAGAUUCAGCCUACCUAUGCUUUUAUACCACUAUCACUGUAUAAAUGCUCAGUUUUUGCUAUGAAUGAGUUUAUGCGUGUAUAGGUUAUUACUUUAAAAUUACAAUUUUGCCAUGUACUUUCUAAUUAAAUAACUGGUGAUUUCUGUACCGUAAAAUAAUGUUACCAAAUUCUUGGCGUAUUAAACCUAGUCUGUCCUUGUUACAGGGGUCGCCGAGGCUUUUCCUUCUGACCAAAAGCAACUUUGUCCUGGCUGACCAAAAGACAGGCCAGGUGAAGGCCAGCGUGCCCCUGCCAGACCUCACCAGCGUGUCGGUCAGCACCCAGAGUGACGGCUUCUUCGCCCUCAAGCUCAAAGAGGUGAUGGAGGGAGGGAGCCUCACUCCAGCUCCACUGUGAUUAAACUUACAUAUGGACAUCAUCCAUCUAGCGAACACGCAGCGGCCAAAGCUGGUUGAAAUGAACCUGCUUUGCUUGCUGCAUAAAUCCACUGGUUGCAAACUGGUUCUAAUGAUGUAAUUUCAACCAGUUUAGCCCGCUGUGUAUCUAGUUAUAGUAGUAAUGUCCUGAUCAAUAUCUUUUUGUGUAACGUUAAGGGCUAAUCAUGGAAAGAUUGGGUAGGCAUAUUGAUAUUGAAAUUACUAACACCCCUCUCUGUGUUUUUUUUACCCAUAGGGCUCUGCUUCGGCUUCCAAAGGUGACUUCCUGCUGAGCAGUGAGCAUCUUAUAGAGAUCAUCACCAAACUCCACCGCAUAGGGACCACUGCUGCAGACAGGCACCAGAUCAACAUCGACAUCUCAGACGAGUAAGAACAGGAGACACGUCGCCAUGUUGACUUUACAUUGCAACGCAAUGCUGUUGUCGUUUCCCUUAGUCAAAUCCUAGCCUGGUCCCGCUAUGGUCAUUGUUAUGUUUACACAAACAGAUCUGGGAUCAAGCUAAUUCAAUCCCAGGAUGUGAUGUCAGAUGGUUUCUUAUCCUACUUCCUCUGUCUCCCUGGCAGGUUCCUGGUGCAGUUCAAGCAGGACAAGGUGUGUGUCAAGUUCAUCCAGGGGGGACCGAAGAACGGAAACAGUGCUGCCUGCAAACGCAAGAACAACCGCCUACUGGAGGUGUCUGUGCCAUCUUCACCAUAGAGACGACAUAGCCUCCUAUAAUACUGGGUUGUCAUGACAGUUCACAAUCAGGCCUAAACUCUACCCCCCAGCCCCCCGCCCCGAUGACUGUGCAAUUACUCUGCUUUUUGUUGUUAUUUGUUCUCUUAUAUCCUCUAUUCAGAAUCAUUGCAUCACUGUAAUAUUUAACUGCGCUGACACUUUUGGUAGAGCGUGAAAGACCCAUAGGAUUGCAUGACGAUAGGGUUAUAAGAGAGAGAAAGAUGUAAACAAAGAAAUAAAGAAGUUACUUUGUUUUACUUGUUUUUAAGGAUGUGGGUGAAAUAAAGAAGUGCUCUCCUCUUGUCAAUGGAGCACAAGAUAUCUCCAGUCAGAUUAUGAUAACGAUGAUGAUAAUGAUUGUUGAGCUUGGUAAAGCUAAUAUGAUGGCUGUGUGGUGUGGUAUCAUAGUCAGCUGUGCCUAGCCGUACCCAUAUUCAGAGAUCUGUAAAGGGCAAAGAAAGAAAGUGGAGACACACCCCUGAACUAGAUUUGGGUCAUCAUCGGCUUAUCUGUUUGAGCUCUGAAAUGGCAACUCUAUAGACCAACGAUGACCAGAGAGCUUUCAGGGUUGCUCUAAAGUUUUCUCUGAAAGUUAAACUAUGACUGCACUUGUAAUGUUCACCUGGGUGAGUUAAAAUUAGAAAAGAUAAUGAUGAAUAGUCCAAAUAUUGUUUUCGUUGUGCUUUGCUGACACCUACACACCUUACUAUACAGUGGGUGGUCAAGUAGAAGAAUGUGAUUUGCCAAGUGAUCGAUUGUCAACCACUUAGUAUCCAUAAUAACUCCAAUGUGCCAUUCAGCUGGCCCCUACUCUGUGAGGUGCCAUGACGUGUUGCAUGUAUUAGUGUGUAGUCAUCUAGUCAUGUCUUGGACGCUAACAAAAAAACAAAAAGUUGAAUGGUCCGUACUCAGUUUAUCAUUAUAAGUAAAUGCCAAAAAAAUAUGUUGAAAGGGGGGCUUAAUCAACCAGGACCAAGACUUUAUUUGAAAACACUGCACAUGUGAUCAAUAUCUAUUUUCUCACUCUCCAGUUGUCCUCAAAGUACUUUACAUCUCUAAGCUUUACUCGAUAUACAUGUACAAAUAAUGAUUAUACUGUUAUCUUUGCUAUGUUUAACUGAGCAGUGGAGAUCCAUAUCCUUAUAAAUGUCAGUACUCCCCCCUAUGAAGGAUUGUGAUAGGCAGGAUGGACAGGAAGUUCCCAACCACCACAAUAAUUGAGAUGGACCCCAGGGUUCCCAAGUCUACCUUGAUAACUAUCCCAGAUUCAAUGCUGAUCAGUCUUUUUUAGAGCCACAAGGCUGCUUGUUUUCAAAGGCCCUCUUGUGUGAAAUUGAAGGGAAAUGUAACUCUUUGCCUGCAACGCUGCCUAGACUAGGCUACACCAUCUCAAGCAUCCCUCCUCCAUGAGACUAAUAAAAUAGUAAGAGGAGGCAGCAUGGCGACAGACAGUACACAAGAUUGAGUCCUACAUUAUGUGACUGACAUUUCUCAAACGCAUGCUGUUGAGAGAAACACUCACUCACUAUCAUACACAUCAACUGUACAUGCUAAAACAUAGACCCAGCAUGGAUGGAGUAUGUACAGAUAAAUUAUAAUAUCCUUAAGGUAGUUCUCUUAUUGUUGUGCUGCAGAAAUAUUUAUAUGUUUUUGUCACUGCAAUGUGGGCUGUUAUAUUUUUUGUAGGCCCACUCUGGCUAAAAAUAAAUGCAGUGUUUUUCUUGGGAUUUUGAUUAUGGCCAUAUAGUACAUUCUUGGGAAGUUUUUUCAGAAAUCUAGCAAUCACAGCUUCACUGUCUACUCUGCCUGUGUACAAAUGUGAUAUACUUUAUACACAUGCACAAGCCAAUGUCACUUAAGGGAUUGCGCUAUUUGGAAGUAUAUUUAAUGAUAUUCUUUAUCAGGAUGUUUUAGUAGGGGGUUUUGUACUGUUGACUUCAAAGUUAAACCAAUGGGUUCUCUGGUGGUGGCAAUGUGCAGGUGAAAGCUCAGCCAAACUGCUCUAGAUCACAUUCCUAUAGAUUACUGGUGUACCUUUAAAAAAAAAAAACAUGUUUACAUGUUUUUUGUAAUUCCACAGGUGGACUUGAGGAAUGAUUUGUUGUUUUUCCUUCCACGGGGAAGAUGUUGAACUGAGUCGAAGCGUGUUUGUGCAUCUCAGUUCUGUACAGUUAGAAAUUUCAAUGCAGUUUGCUAUAACCCUCCUUCUCUCUGUGUUUGUAUUUGAAGUAAAAGACGAAAAUAGAAAGUUGAUGUAUGCAUUCUUGUUGUGUGCCUAAUGUAACCUGUGCUGCGAGACAGAGAACAUGGAAGUGUUUCAAUAGUCCUCAAUGUAACAAAUUAACAAGUAAUGUUUUUCAAAUAAAAAAAGCAAUAAAUAAAUUGACUACUUUG